CGUGGUGAGGAGUGAGCUGGGUGGGGAGGGAGCUCUCAGUGAGGGACUGGCACAGUUAGAGCAGGUUGGAGCUCUGUGAAGUAGUCAUGGCAUUGAAGGAUGAGUUGCUGAAGCCAAUCUGGCAUGCAUUCACUGCACUGGAUGUGGAUCAGAGUGGCAAGGUGUCCAAAUCCCAGCUAAAGGUAAGACUUCAGCCACCUUGCCCUACUCCCAUCACAGCUAGCCAAUACCUUGUGCAAUGGCUCCUUCUCCCAACACAGCCAGCCAAUAGCCUGGGCAAUGGCUCCUGCUCACAACACAGCCACUUAGCCAAUACCUGGGACAAUGGUUACUACUCACAGCCAGUCAGUACCUGGUCAUUGGCUCCAACUCCAACCCAGCUGGCUGUGUGAUAGAUCAUGUAACAGUAUCAGAGUUUCUAUUUCCUUGUUGUUUGUUGUAGAGUUUAUCCUGGGCAACAAGUGCUGCUAGCUAUUUACUAAACUUUACUAAAAUAUCCAAACUGGAUCCCGUGAGAAAUUAAUCAUUACUAUUCAAUUCCCUGCUUUAUUUACACCAAUUCCUGAUUGUGAAAACACAACUUCCAAACUGUGGAUCCAGACAGGCAGGUGGGAGGACAAAUCACCCAACUGGGCUUCAUUGUACAGCAUCUGGGGUCCAUUAUCUAAACUGCAACAAUCUUAAACAUUCCAUUUUGUCCCCAGUGAACCCCAACAUUCAAUAAAUAUAACCCAAUGUCUGGGGGUAACUGAUUUUAUAUAGGAUGAAUAUGCUAAAUAGAGAACUCACUGUUGCAUAUUGUGCAAUCAUUCUGUGAUAAAGUUAGAUUUUUGUUUUAGUGACAUGCAGAUAAGUUGCUUUAAAAAUCGAUAGUUAUUUCUGGUUUUGCAAUCCGUGUAAAUGUUGCUGAAGGGGUAUAUGGAAUUCUCUAAAACCCCAGAAUUGAGAAUUCUCCCCCUGAAGGUGCCCCAUGUUUAAAGGAACACUCCAAUAGCAAUUUUAUUUUUUUAAAAAUUUUUUUAUUUAGUAAACUUACAUUUAAUUAUGCAUAUUUUUUCAUUUUAGUAGAUCUAAAAACAGCUUGUACAAGCUUCAGUUCACUUGUCUGCAGCCUUUACAAGCCCUCCCCUUUUAGCCCCACCCAGACUUUCUGUGGCUGUCCAAUCACAGACUUUCCAAUGCAGCUCCGUGAAAAGUCAUUGCAAGGCAGGUGCUCUGACCAAUUGCCUGCUCUUGAGUAGGGAUCGACCGAUUAUCGGCAGAUAUUAGGUAUUUUCGGCAAUAUCGGUAUCUGCCAAUCGAGAUAUCGAUUAUUGCCGAUAAUACAGACCAGAAUCGCCAGGCCCAUGACAAGCCCGGUGGUCCUGGAGGGCCCGCAGCAAGCUUUUACAUUCCCAGCUUAUCCCUUCAGCUCCCCUGUCUAACUCUCGCGAGUCCCUUGGCCGUCAGAGCGUUGAGACAGAUUACCAUGGCAAUGCUCCACGCGGCACGCAGGCCGCGAGAUUUAGACGCGGAAGCUGAAGGGAGCUGCUGGGAAGGUAAGAGCUUGCUGCAGGCCCCCACUGCACAGUCCAUGCCACAGGACCACCAGGGAAUGCCAUAUCCCCCCUCCCUGGCCACGUAAGAAGCAGGGAGGGGGGACUAAAACAAAAAAAAUGCCCCCACCCUCCCAAAUUGCAUACCUACAGAAACAUAUAUACACACACACACACACACACUGCAUUCAUUAUAUACACUACACACACACUGCAUUCACUAUACGCACACUACACACACUGCAUUCACUAUACGCACACUACACACACACUGCAUUCACACCACACACUGCAUUCACUAUAUGCACACAACACACACAGUGCAUUCACUAUAUGCACACAACACACACACUGCAUUCACUAUACACACACACUUUGCAUUCACUAUAUAUACACACUACACAAACACACACAGCUCCCCUGUCUAAACACACUGCCUCCACUACAUGUGGCAUGUAUAUUUUGUGCAUUUACCUUUUAGAAAUAGUAAAUUUUUAUUUAAAAUGGUAAAUGUACAGAAUAUCAGUAAGUUAUUGGCUAUCUGCCUGAAAGUUCACAGAUUAUCGGUAUCUGUAUCAGCUCUAAAAAAUCAAUAUUGGUCGAUUCCCUACUCUUGAGCUUAGAUCAAAUGAGUUAACCAACCAGGGAGUAACAGGAUCAGGUGUAGCAAGUUAAUAAGUGUCAAUUUCUAUUAAGUAAUAGGUUGUAGUAGAAUCAGGGGUAUGGGAAAAAUAAAUAUAUAAAAUCCACAUGUCUAAUGUAUCAAUGCAGUGGCCCAAUCUACUUAUCCUGACACCCAAAAUCAUUUCAGAUUAAGACACCUGCCUAGGGCCCUGAGCAUAUUAGAGAGGUUUUCACUAAACCGAUAUGGAAAAAUUGUCUAAGCUAUAGUCAGAACUUUUUGUCUCCAUUUUUCCAUUCAGCAUUAAUUCUGUAAAAAUUUGGAGGUUAGUGAAUAUCCUUGAGGGUUUUACCCUCUUACCCCCACCCUCCAUACCUCCAAGUGUUCCUUUUAAGGGACAGUCCCUAAUAUGGCCCUCACAGUUGUAGCACUCUGUUUGAGAGUGCAUUCUGGAAUACAGACGGUAACUCAUUGAGUGUUGGCCCACCAGGGAACAUUUACUGUGGACUGCAGACCACAUGCUCCUGACCUCUCUGGUAGUAGACCUGCUGCUUGCAUAUGACAAGGCUAAAGGCAAAAAUAAGCAAAAAAAAAUUUCCUGCCUGGCAUCUUGUGCUACAGUUCCAGGUCGUGGGCAAUCUCUGAGAGUCCAUUGACUAAGCAACUUCUUCUAACCAAUAGAAAGCAUUGUUAUAAUAUACAUGGGUGAAUGGGCGCUCGUCAUAUCUGUUUUGAGCAAACACAUGAUGUACCUACUCUAGAGUAAUUCUCUGAAUUUUAAUAAAAAAAAAAAAAUCAAAUUAGAAAACUUAUCCUACUUCAUUCUUUUUCACAGUUUAUGGAUUAAUCCAGCUUGCUUGCUUUCUAAAUUUGUGUAUCUAGAUCGUGCAGGAGUUAAUAUUAAUGGUUAAAUUCUUUAAAUUAAAAAAAAACCAACAAACUUUUAAUGUUGUCUCUAAGCACCAUAACUCCUAUAGCUGAGUUCAGAAUUUUGGAUACUGUUCAAACAAACAAGUAAAAUGUUACUGGCCCCUGAAAUGCUCCUCCUACUACGUAAUCUCUGGGAACGGACAGGGUAGUGGCACAUGCAGCCGCUCUUCUGUAAUGUGACGUGUAACGUGACCUCUGCAUUAAAAGUAAAUAAGUGUGAGGUUAGGGAACCAAUAUGUUAUUAAUUUUGUUCUGAUUCAUGUUUACUGUCUUUAAAUGUCCCUGCACGUCUGCAUGUGAGAAGGAGACUUAUAUGUGAUCUCUCUCCCCUAUGGAUGAACCAGCCUGUUUGGGACAUACAGACUGUUUAUUGCAGCAAAUGAUGUACUCCACACACCGUGCUUGUGUUGUGUUAACUCUGAUGGCUGACGGGCAGAUAUACCAGCUCUGUUGUCUUAUCAUUUUGACUACCACACAUGCCGUCCUUGUAGCAACUAUUAAUAAAUUGCUAUGUGCAAACAAUGUUGAGGAUCCUCGCAGAGCGUGAGAGCCCGUGGCACACUAGCUAGGGCCAAAUAUCCACUCAACUAUUGGCUAGUGGGCAAAGGGAAAUUCUGUAGUGUUUGUAGUGUGUGACAAGAACCACGGCCCUCUCAAUGCCAUCAGCCCAGCCCUGUCCAAUUUUAGAUGCACUGAGUGCUGUUGAGGUUCACGUGAAUUAAUAGAUAUAAACCAUCAACCUUCCACAUCCGAGAUCGAUCUAUACUUCCCUAUACUUUCACCUAUUGUGUAAAUAUAACCAAUUCAGUGUGGACGGUUAAUUUUGGGCCAUUUUCACCUCCUGUUCCAGUUUGCCCAAUUUGUUUAGUGACUUUGCAGCAUUAUAUACGGAUUGAACAUAUGGAGCUAUAGCAAUAAAAAUUUAUAUAGGAAUAAAACGGUGAUUUUAUUACUUUUUUCAUUCUUAGGGUUUUAUUCACUAAACAGUAAAUUGUCAACUUUGCAAAAAUUGCUGAUUUUGAAAAAUUGUCUAACUGUUGCAGUCCGAUUUCAUUAAAAUGAGAUACAUUUCCUUAAGGUAAGUAGACUUGAAGCAGUCUGAACUGCCCUUUCACUUUUAGUGCCGCCUUUAAUAUUUAACUCCGGCUUUACUGGUAAUUCCAGUUUGUAUCAAAACAAAAAUUCCCCCAAAUACUUUCACGUCACAUUUCACUUGGCCAAUUACGUGCUGCCUAGAGCCAUGUGUUUUUCAUCUUCAGCCGCUCCCAAACAUACUGACUUCAGGUGCACAGAUUGUGCUUUAAUGGUUAGCCAUGUGUGAGGGGCAGACCGAUUUGACGCCCGUCAUUCUAUCGUUGGUUUAUGCGGAACCUUUUCAGGGGAGGGAAGGCGUUUUUGCAAAUCCGUCCUUGUGAAAAAAAUAAAGAAGAGUUAUUGUGUAUUUUGGGCGUGUGACAGAAAGUUACAUUGUUGGCUCAGACACUUUUAAGGUUGAAAUCCGAUAUUUUUUUGUGUUAUUUUCAAGCAUUGAAGGCCAUUGCUGCUGCCGUGAAAAGGCCUCUUUUUAGAACAUAUAGGGGCUUAUUCAGUAAAUUUGGACUGUGGCGAAUUGAUGAGGAAUUCCAUUGUAGUAAUUACAGUCCAUAAUAGAAUGGAUCAGGGUUUGUGAAUACAAUGGAUUGCUUGACUCAUCAGACUACACUUCCAUCUGUGCUCAGUCAAGGAACACUAUAGAGUCAGGAACACAAACAUGUACAGUACUCCUGAUCCUAUAAUGUUAAAAUCACUAUCUUGGCCCCCUUGGGGAGGGGGGGCAGAGCGUGGAGAUACUGUACACCACUGCCUCAGUAAGCAACACUAAUAGCCAUUUGAGGAGUGGCCAGUGGAGGUAUCCCUAAGCUGUAAUGUAAACACUCCACAGGCCCCUGUAAGUUCAUUUCCCCCUUGUUCGGCCGGGCAUAGUUAGACAGCUAAUGGGCCCUCCUAUAGACCCACUAGGCCAGGGUAGGCAACCUUUUAGCAGUACUGUGCCGAUAUAGGAUUGUGAUGUCCCGUAGCGUGCCGGCCCUUUUUUUUAAAAUUUUUUUUUUAAUUGAGGUGUGUAUGCUGCCGUAUUCUGCUUGUGUUAUUUAUACUGUAAUUGCUUUAUAUUGUUGUAUUUGUGCGUAUAUGAGCUAUUAUAUUGUAUAUGUUCAAGAGUAGAUUGUGGUAUCGUGUAUGAUACAUAUGAAUGUGGGCUGUGUAUGGGGGCAGCUUGUGGAAUUGUGGGUGGGUGGAUAUGUCACAUUGUGUGUUUAGUAGUGUGUGUAUGUGUGGGGGCUGUUUGGGGUAUUGCAUGUGGGGUUGUGUGCAUGUAUGUGGAUUGUUAGUGGUGUUGCGUUUGUGCGGAUUGUGUGUAUGUUUGUGUGUGGGCUGUCCGUAUUAUUUGUAUGAGGGGAGGGUCUUUCUGCAUUUUUGUGUAUAUCUAGCAGUGUGGGUGGUUUCCCUGGGUUCCAGUGGGGACCAUGUUGGCCAGGUACAGGUCAAGGACAGGAGCUACAACAACAACUGCAAGCUGCUCUACUACUGUGUGGAUUCCCAUUCACAAGUGCUGGAAUUAAGUGCUCUGAGAUCACUUCCUCUAUGUGCUGCAAUGCAUAAAUUGAGGAUUGUCCUUCACCACCUCUUCGUAUUCGCAGAUAUCUGAAGUUUUACUGGGAUUCCUGAUAGGCCAGAGCUGGUUUGGCUCUAGCAGCCUUGCGUGCUGUGCAAAGGCACCUCGAGUGCCAUGCAUGGCACUAGCGCCGUAGGUUGCCUACCCCUGCACUAGGCUGUCUCUCACUGUGCCUGACUGGUGAGCAGAGCAGGAGAGAUGUCUGUAACACAGAUUAGGCCGCUCCGUGCGGCUCCUUAUAGAGGAAAUGGCAUCAUGUAUCAAAAGUUCAGGUAGCCGGUGCGGAGCUUCCUGAUCUGUGUUAGAGGCAGCACUUCAGGGAGAGACAGCAUGCUCCAGUGCUGGCUGGGAGAAGGAUCCCCCCCCCUGCCGCCAAAGGUAAGCUUUAGAGAGGGGGCAAAAUUAAUUGUUUUUUGUUUUUACAUUUUUUUUAAUUAAAAAUGUAUAUCAUGGCCCCCACAACAGCCCCUCUAUCCAAUGCAGCCCUUCUACCCUCUACCCCCUGCAGCCUCUCCACCCAGUAUAGCCCCUUUAGCCCCUAUUUCCACAGCAGCCCCUCUUCCCCCCUGCUGGCCCUCUACUCACUGCUACUUCUCUACCCCCAGCAGCCCCUCUACCUUCUACCCACUACAGCCCUUACUCCUGCAGCCCCUCUACCUACUACAGCCCCUCUACCCCCUGAUGCCCCUCUACUGCCCUGCUGCUUCCCUACACACUGCUGCCCCCUGUUGCCCUGCUUCCCCUCUACCCCAGACUCCCUGCUGCCCCCCUACCUCCUGCUUUUCCUGUACCCACAGUAGCCCCUCUACCUUCUACCCACUACAGCCCUUACACCCCCUACACCCACCACAGUCUCUAUAUCCACUACAGCCCCUCUAACCCCUACAGCUCCUAUACCCACCUCAGCUCAAAUAUCCGAAGCAGCCCUUAAACCCCACCCCCCAGUUUUUAUCUACUUAAAAGGAAACUAUUUUGAAUCCUAAUAUCCUAACACGACUUACAGUAAGUAUACACAGAAACAUACAUUCACUUUACAUGCACAUACAAUCAAAUAUAUUUUGAAUCCUAAUAUCCGAACACGUCACAAAAAGACAUACAUAUAUGAAUAUACACAGAAACAUAAAUUCACUUUACAUUCAAAUACAAGGUGCAUCUACUACAGUGUGUGUGUGUGUGUAUCCUAAUUUUUCCUGAGGGCACAGGACUCCCCUGAGAAUAAUCAUAAAAAUCUGUUUCAUUUCUUAUUUUUAAAUGUGCUCUGUUUUAGCUGUUGCUAAGGUAAAGUUGGGAUUACUCUGUCUAAUGGCCUGUGACGAAGUGCCCUUUGCCACUUGUGCCUGGAGGGGACUACUGGCUAGCCUCCUGCCUUCCGACUAUGGCCCCUGUGCUGAUAGCUGUAUUUCACCCUGCAGAAAGGCUUAUUUGUGUAUUUCUGCCAGGGCAUUCGGGACUUUCAGUAUGUGAGUAGUGCUACCCCAGAUAGCUAUGCCAUGGAGCCUAUUCGUGUAACAAAAGACUAUGGAAAAGACUUUGGCUCCAUUGAACUGAAUGUGUAUGUGAUCUGAGCGCCAUUCGGUAAUAAUGUGCGCUCAGAUCUAAGCUAUCUGGGAAUAUGUUGCAUGUAUAUGUUUUCUGUAGUAAUUGUAACAUUGUGUAAUUUUAUGUCUUUUUGUAACCAUGUGGUUAAUGGAGUCUUGCCUCUGUCCUGGGAGAUAAUUUGAUUACUUCCCAAUUAUCUCCAGGAUAGAGAGGAGGGAUUGUGAUGUCACUGUGGGAGCGUUUUGUUUGUAUUAUCUGUGAUUGGCUACUAUCCAAUAUGUGUCCCAUUGUUCCAUCAGGUCCCCUAGGGGAGUGUUUACCUGGUGGACACUUGCACAAAUACCAGGCGGAUAGCCCUCAAUAAACCAGACCUACUUGCACCUUUCUUGAAGCCUUGGCUCAUGCUUGGGGGAAGGGAUACCUACACUCUGGGGAUUGCUAUAAUCACUUACUCCCCAGAGUAAGCUCUUGUAAGAGCUUGAUUUGUUCCUGCUAUGCUCUCUGGAUUUAGGAGAGGUUCACCUACUGGGAGCUGGAUCCUGGUCGUGGAUCCAGGGUGAGAGACGGCGAGACCCCAGCGCAGCUGCAUCGCUGGAAGUGGAGUCUGCAGUGCUGAUGGUGUUGGUUGGAGUGCUCGGAGUCCUCGGGAAGCGCUAGGAGCAUCCUUCAAUGGAAGUACCCAGUCGGGGUGCCAGGUGAUCCGUUACAUGGCCCUUCUUCCCGAAAGCUCAGUUUUGCAGGUUUAUUGUCUAAAGUGAGAAUUGUGAAGAAUUCAAAGUGAAUAAAUUGAGCCUCAACAAUUCUUACUUUAGUGAAUAACGUUUAUUAUCUUCCGUGCUGACACCAUGUGGCCUUUUAUAACUUACUACACCCAUCUUUGUGUUCUCUGAUCUCAGCCUAAACCAGGAAGAGGUAACUAUGCAAAUCGUAAUGGUAAAACUGUCACAAAAUUCUUUUUUAUUUAAAAUAAUAAAUAUAAAAAAAUAUCCUGGUAAAUUUUAGGUAAGCUCACAAUCCAGUAAAAACACAAUAGAUCUGUGAAUGUGAAGCAACUAUAUUCCUCUGUGGGUCCUAUUGGAUAUCAAUUAAUGUAGCUCAAGUGGUUUAAAAUCCAGAAUUAAUUGACAUAUAGACCUCUCAUUACCUGGGAUGGAUUUGCCGGUAGACAGCUGCCUAUAAGAACCUGUUUUGUAUAUCUGUCAUUCAGCACUAGAAUGUGCUUUGCUGUAUUGCUGCCCACUUAUGGGUUACACGCUUACACACACUAAACCACAAACAAUUGACUCUACGCACACGCGUAGCCACCAGCAAAUUCGGUGCACCAGGGGAUUGUUUCCAUGAGUGAGCUCUUCAGCAGGGCUCUGCGCAUGGCAUGCCCCGGAGAGCUAGCACUCUGAGUUGCUUUGGGCUGCUUUGCCUUUAAAAGCCCAGGCUGAAUUUAUUUCCUAGUCCGACCCUGAUAAUAUAUAAACAAACAAACUUGCUUGUAAGAGGUAGGAAAGGGGAAGACCUCUACAUAAUACCUAGCUCCCUCAAAGCGCGCAUUGUGUUCGGUAAUUCUGUAACAAAUGCUGUGCAGGUUUUCUGCACUAGGCUUGAUCUUUUUGAAACUUUUUUUUUUUUUUUUAACUGUUUAUUUUGAGGAAAAAAUGAAGACCCUUGUUUGUGCUCGCAGCUCUGCUCAUCACUGGAGUCUUAAUUAAAAUGGAAAAAAGAGGUAUGACUUGGCGCUUCUAUAUAAACGCAACAAUCCCCAGUGCUACCGAUCACCCACUGGAGCACAAAAACAAUUAGACUAUAUUACUGUGAAUAAAUCACAAGAUCGUAGAAAGUGCAAUAGAAAUAACACAUAAAAGUUAUAAUAGACAAACCUUAUUGAAUAGGUUCUUAGUCACAAUUUAUUCUGUGUAUAUCUGUAUGGAAAAUACAACAGAAAAACACAUAGUGCAAUAUUGUAUGUAAUAUUGUUGUAUAUUGCACUAUGUGUAUGUUUUUGUUGUAUUUUCCAUACAGAUGUACACAGAAUCAGUUGUGACUGAUUUAUUCACAUUAAUGUAGUCUUAAUUAAGUCUAAUAACGAAUGAAAACAAGUGCAACUGCUGGGUUUUAUUGGAGCCUGUGUGCUCCUUCCCGCCUACCGCGAUCAGGGUGUAUGCACUGGGACACGGGUAUCUCCUCUCACUGAGAUUUACCAUCAUAUCCCAAUGCCUCAUGAUUUCUGAUACGAGAGGAGCCACACCAGGAGUGUAAGAAUAGGGAUCUAGGUGUUCCGCUCCCACCUGGCAUCGAUCAAAAGUAGUUGUGAGGGUUGGGGGAAGAGGGGGGAGGGGAAGGUACAGAGUGUUUGCCACUUAGUUAUUUUAGGGUGUGGUAUAGCUGAGAGGUAAAGAUAUUUAUCUCGACUCGUUCUCACUUCUUUUCUGCACCCAAUGGGCAGGCCAUUUAAUUUUUUAUUUAUUUUUACAUUUUAUUUGUUUUUAAACCAAUUGCCCUUUGUCAAAAUUACGUUGGUAUAGAUGGCCAUAAAGCUAUAAAUUGCUCCAUAUAUGUUAUGAAAUCUGGUUUCACACAAAGGGCUUUGUCAUUGGAUUUAAGGAAGCCAGGGCAAGAUUUCUGAAAUAAUAUCAGGUUUUCGCUGCACAGAGUUUACUGCUGUAUUGUCAGCUCAGAAUAAACCUUCUAUAGGUCCAGGGGCCACCUAACAAUACAAGUGAGAAAUAAACUGUCUGGAAUUUUAAUCAAUCUAACUUUUUAUAUAGAAAUUCGAGUUCUGGGAAAAGAUGACCUUAAUGCACCUUCCCUUCUCCCCCCCCUCUCCCCUCCCACCUGAUACCUGAUACCUGUUGCACGGGAACAUUCGCUGACAUCCACAGGUAUCCACAAAUAUAUCCAGUAAUUCACAUGUUAAGAAGACUGGUUCCUGACCUCCUCAUGGAGUGUAAGCUCUCAAGAACAGAAUGCAGAAGCACUGCUUUAUAAAUAACAUGACAGGCAGCAGGAUUCAUUAAUGUCUCCUAGAAUAUACUUGAGAGGUGAUCGCUUUGUGCCUGUGAAGUAUCUGCACGACAAUAAGUUUGUGAAUAUUUUUUUCCCCUAUAUAAAGAGCUUCAUUGUGAGUAAAGGGAGUUUUUGGGGACUAAGUGGAAAUUCCAGCUGUUGCUAUAAGAAACCUGUGUUGUGAUGCAGGUUCUCGCUGUGGGAACUGUACUGUCUGCAGGGUAUUUUAUUAAAGCAUUAGAAAUUCCGUACACAGAGCUUGUUUUCUGGGGGCUCAGCGUACAGUUAUUUAACAUGGGGUUUAGUUUACCAAAUCAUUCUUUCUCGCUCUCUGACAUGUUGUGCCUUUAGCAUGAUGUCCCAUAUGGAUUAUGGUGUGGUACGGUUUGUUGCUGAUGAAACCACAAAAUAGUCAUGGGGAGUUUGCUUUUGCUUGUUGCUUUAGGGCUUCCCUACCCCUUACCCCUUAUGCCCCCUCCCCCCGCGCCACUCCUCCAGAUGGUUAUUUCCUACUCCCAAUAAUGGACUAUCUAUCCAUCCAUCCAUCCAUCCACGAAAUAUAACCAUCAGACUGCUUCUGCCAUUCGUGUUGGGUUCCAAUCCAGUUACACCUUGGGAACAAUUUGGGCAAUUUGCCAGCACUAUGCUAUAUUUAUUCUCUAAAGGCCCUGUUUAGUGUGGGUGAUCAAACGGCAGAUUCAGUUUAAAUAGAGGGAAUUUACAGCCAUUAACAUGCAGGAAUUGUGGCCCUUUUGGCACAUACUCCUUUCAGUUUUAGGGCUCAAUAAUGUUUAAAAAGCGUGUCUGAGUUUUGCAAUGAUGGACCUUGCAGUAUGGGCAUCUUCACAAAUAAUAAUAACCUGCCCUGUCUGUACUGCUGCCUUCUGCACUUCUCCUGCGUUUUUGGGGUAUUUCACAUUUAAUUCUUGAUUUCGACAAGUGAAAUGUGUUGUUGUGGAUGACUCGGCCACUUUUGCCGGGUUUGCCCUGUGAACAUAAUGUUUCUUAUCGCUGCCCUCCUACAGCUUCUUUUGGGAUUUGAGACACUUGGUAAGAUAUUUCUUCAGUGACUCACUUGGUUCACCUGUUCCAGUGACUACCCACCAUUUGUCCAGGCUUGGCUGAAGCUUUUGCAAGUAGUUUUAAAUAUACCCUCAAUGAUUAAAUGCAUGUAUGUUUGUUUUUGUUUUUUGAAGGAUAUCUAUCAAACAGCGGUUUUAUCUUUUAUUUAUUUUUUACAAUUUUUUUUUUUAAUAUUUUUAUAAUUGUGCAGUGGAGUGUCUCUUAAAUUUAUGCUUGAACGAAAAAAAUAAUUACAGAUCAAAUUUGAGUGUUUAUCUAAUGAGCAUCAACAUGUAAGAAUAUACAUGAAAAUGCCAUACGAUCACAUUUAUUACAUCUCUAUGUUAUGAACCUGUAGUUGUGUAAAUUUGGAAUAUUGUGCUUUUUAAAUGAACUGUAUCAUCUUGUAAAUAAAAUAUUGGAUUUCCAUCCCCUAGGAAAUUUUGUUUAGAAGCAAUGAAUAAAAUCUUUCUGUGUUGGUAAAACAGGAUCUAUAGAGAAGUGCAGAGGAAACCGCUAUAGCCAGCGAUUUUAAAAACUGUACAAUACUGGGGGUUACUCGUUAAACUAGGACGUAUCGACAGACGAUAAAGAAACUGCAAAUGUUGGGUCCAAAUCGGUAGCUGUUGUUGGCAAAGGUUUUACUGGCUAGCGUAGUUCGAUCAAUGAUAGACGUGAAUGUGUUCACUGUAUUGCAAAGAGUAAAAUUUAAUAAAUUAGAAUAUAGAUUUCCUUAUAUUUCAUAAAACUUAAUUUAUCCUCUCAGUAGACAUUAGGGAUGAGGCAUAAUUAUGAAUCUACAAAUUAAGAAGAGAACAUUUUAUAACUAUAACAGAAUGAUUUGUAUCAUUCACUCCUACCAAAAGUACAAUACAGACAGUUUGUGUGUGUGUGUGUGUAUGUAUAUGUGUACACGGUCUGUAUUUUAGGUGCAGAGAAUAGAUUAUUGUAUACUGGCCUAUGUGAGAAAUAUAAGGGUUUAUUUAUUAAGCUCAGAAUUGUAGCUAAUCAAAAAUGGCAAAAAUAGCCGAGCCUCAUCUGUAACAGAGUUGGGAAUUUUUCCAGAUCAGAUCCCUUUGUCUAAAAGUUGCACAACCAUUUUCUCUUUGCUACAAUUCACUGUUUAUUGUUCCUGUCUGAUGCAUGCAAUUCUCAGUUGAAUGACCAAGAAUUGCACAAAAUGUUUAACAUUCCUGCAAACCCUAGUAAGAUCACUUGAGUUCCUUAAAAAUGCUCCACAAUCAACUUCAAAAUGUUCAUGUUCCUUUUUUUUUUUUUUUUUCCUUUGGAUGGGGGGUGUGCAAAGUGUGUGAAACUCUCUCCAUGUUUGGGACAUUUCUGAAUUGUGAGUUUUUGUCACUCUGCAGGUUCUGUCACACAAUCUUUGUACGUUGUUAAACGUCCCACAUGACCCCGUCGCUCUGGAUGAACACUUUCGUGAUGAUGAUGAGGGACCAGUGUCUAAUCAGGGAUACAUGCCUUAUCUCAAUAAAUUCAUUCUGGAUAAAGUAAGCUCAAUUUAUUUUAUUGAAAACGCAACAACGUGUGUCAUUCAAAGAGGAAGUAACAUUAUUAAUGUUUAUUUUUUUUUAUUUUUUCAUAAUUAUCUGUCACUUUUAAAAAAAAUUUUUUACUGCACUGUGGUUAAAUUUGAAUGUCUGUGUAUUUCCAAUAUACUCCAUUUUAAGUUUUGAAGAUAUACGAGUAUACGAGAUAUACGAGUAUCUUUUCUCAGUCUGUUGGAUAAACAUACAAAGUCACUUUUAAAAAAAAUUUUUUACUGCACUGUGGUUAAAUUUGAAUGUCUGUGUAUUUCCAAUAUACUCCAUUUUAAGUUUUGAAGAUAUACGAGUAAAAAUAAAUAUCAGAUGCUAAAACUAAAUGUUGUUUAAGCCCCGUAGUUACAGCCUAAAAUUUGCAAUUACCUUCUCAAUUCUCUACAGUUUCUUGGUUUAGUAAAUAAACUUCUUGAUUUAAUGUAACAAUAUUAAAGGACUACCCCAACCAGCAUGGCUACUUCUAUUUUUUUAAGUGGUCAUGGUGGUAAGAGCCUGGGUGUUAUUGGAAAUAGUGUUGGGGCAAAGGUGCACCCCGGGGACACAUGAACUUGGGAGUAAUAUUAAUUCUGUGCAUAUUUUAUGUGUGACAUUAGCGCACUGCUCUUGUCUCCCCUCCCUCCUAUCUAGCUUUGCUAAUAUAGUUCCCCCCCUGCACGCCCUCCUCCUUCUCUCCCUCCUUUUCCCCUUGCUGGCACAGAGUGCACAGAAGCACUCUGAGCCUGUUAAAUAGUGCAAUCAAAGCCUUUUCUCUAAUUGGGCCAGGAGUGGCUCCUGUGACGUCAGGAUGAGGGUUGCUGUACAACGUCGGGAGCUUUGCCCAGCGCUUGAUAAAGGAAAAUUUUAUUUUAAAACUCUCUUUUGGGGAGGGGGGUGGUAAAGAAAAAUAAAUGUAUUUUUUUUAUUUUUUUUUAUUUAUUUUUUUUACAAAUUGUAGUUACAAAUUGUAAACCAAGAGCAAAUUGCAUUUUUUCCAUAAUUUUGCAGUUCUUUUGAUAUAUCACACAGUUUAGUAAACAAAUGCCCAAAUAUUGGUUAAGACUUACCGUAUCUAAUCUGUUUGUAUGUAUUAAAUCUUUCCAAGAAUGCUCUAAAAAGUGUUGGCUACUCUUAGCUAUUCCUAAAUUGCAUUAUUUUGCACAGAAUUUUACAUUUUCAGAAAAGGCUUCCAAAUUUAGAGGGGCAAAAAAAGAGCAGUCAAAUUUUUUUAUUUGACACAGAAAUAAUGGGAUGAUUGAUAAAUGUGUUCUUUUGCUGUAGAAAUGAUAUAUGUUCAAGAAUUAAAGGUCGCAAAAGAAGCAACGAAUUGUUGAUAACAAAUUUUGCCCAAAAAAUGCCAAAGAAAAGCGCAAAACUGUUAUCCACACUUUGAUAAACCUCCCCCAAUAUGCUCGAAGAAGAUAUAUCUGAUAGUGUUCUGUUCAUUGUUUAAUUUGUGUUUUCUAGAGGGGUGAACAGCUUAUACUUCCUUACCAGUGACUGCACUGUCCAUCCUGUCUUAGCGUUUUCAGGACAGGACAGUGUACUGUGUGAUUUCACAGCCUGGCAUACUCUGUACACGCUUUAUGCCGGGCUGGGUUCUUUAUUAUUUCCAAAGCUCUUGCGCAAUCCUGUAAUAAUUGGCUCUGAAAUUGGCUGCCACAAGGCAGGUUUCCAGAAUACCUAUCGACCUGUAAUCUGAGCGUUCAGACAUAAUCUGGGAUCUUGGAACCCUGUGUUCAGUGGGACAGCACGGAUUGCUUGGAUCCCACUGUGAAUUCUGCAAAGGGGCCACACAUGCUUUCCUUUGCCUUAAAUGUUCCUCUAUUUACAGCCUUAUGUCAUUGAAGGGCACCUUUACUUUGUAAAAUGACCCUUUGGGCAUUAUGGGGAAGGUUUCCCCCCCCUUCCGUUUGCAGUAUAAUCUGCAAAUUCAACAGUUUUGCUCACCUGGAUUCCAGCGCUGGGUGAAGCUCCCGGCUUGACUUCCAUGCUCCCUCCAAUGUCACAGGAGCCUCGUGUGGUCUAAUCACAGGUUUCUCUGAGAAAUCUGUGACUGGUCUUUUUUGCUUGCUCAGAGCUCAUGCAGAUGCUCUGGGAUAACUAGGGAAGGAGCGGAAAGGGUUUUAAUAAAUAAAUAAAUAUAUGUAUGUAUGUAUAUGUAUGUAUAUGUAUGUGUGUACACACUUAGGGCAACGGCAGGAGGGAGCACACACUGGUUGGAAGGGAGGAAUUUGUCACAUAUGUCUGAAGCAGUCCCAGGCUGCCAAUGAACUGGCGCCCAACACACAAUAACAAAUAUCUCAGUAUGUGCAGUGUUUCAAGCGUUUUGAAGUGGUCAUGGUAACCCUUUAACCCUUCUUGCAUCAUUGCCUUGUAAAAAAAAAACCACACUUAUCUCAUCACUGCCAUGCUGAUAAAGUCAUGAAAAAGGUUAUUUGUUCUUGCAUUGGUGUGGCCUCAAAAUGGUGAGUGUGGGGGGAUUUCCUGUCACUCGCUCCCUGUCCCGCCAUCAUGUCAAUGUUCCCCUCGGGAUAUAUUGCAUGGGUUGAAAGUUAUUGUGGCUGUGGCUGUGGCUGUGGCUGGCAGAUGUGAUGUUAAAGAGUGUAUGUACUAUUCUGUUUGCUAUUCUUCCACCCCUUCUGCAUGGGGGUACAUUUUGGAAUGGUGGUUGGGGGUGGCAUGCAUCCUCAAUUAAAAUGGCAGCAGUGUAGAAUAUUACAUAUUAGUUUCUGUUAUUCCAAGCAGUAAAUAUUCUGCACAGGGGAACUGUUGCUAUCCACCUUCUCUCCAGCCAUGUCAGCCAAGACCUAGAGCGACCUGUGUGGUGAAUACCGAGUUGUUGAGAAAGACCGUGGAGAUGAGAAUUGCAGACUCCAAGAAUCAGCGGUUCAGCUGAGCGCACAGACCUGGGCGCCAUGUAAUAAAAAAAUGUAAAAUGCACAAUGCUCCCCAAAGCUUUGUUUACCAAGACACGGUUAGCCACACUGGCAUCAGAACAGGCACUUCAGCUUAAAAUAAACCCACACCAUUCAGUUUGUAAUGACGUCUUCCAGACCUGUUUAUCUGGAUAUUCAUGUGAAAAUACAAUGAACAUUUCCCUAUGUUUUUCAAUAAUUAAAACUUGUGUUUUCAAGAACCGGUAAAUGUUUAAAAGAACUGUUUUAGAAAAGUGGUGAACAAACUGUAAAACAAAUGAAUAAUCCAUGCAGUCAGGAUUGGGUAAAGAUUAAUAUUAUCUCCAUCACUAAAUUAAGCUACGAUGGAUUCUUACGUCCAUUUCCCCCCCCCCCCUCCCAGUAGACUGCCAUCUUGUAAAUACAUUCUAGUUUUUUUUUAUUUAUUUUUUUUAUUAAUAAUGAUGAAGGAAAUAAACACUGAAGACAUGUGAUACUAUUAACCAACCAGAAACUGUGAUUUCUGUAUUUGAGCAGAACCGUUCCCAGCAUUCCACAGCUCAAGAAGCCGCAUUGGCAGGAAACCAAGGUUGAUUAGAAAUAGUUCAUGACGUUUUUGUAAAUCAAGCCUUUGAACAGAAUUGACUAUUAUCAGCACAAUGUAUACACCACUUGCUAUUUUAUAACCUUGUCAAAUUGUGAAGUGCCGCAGAAGACACUUGCUCUCUAUAUAAAUGGUGAUCGUUAUAAUCAGUUUUUAAUUUGAUGCAAAAAAUUAAGCUAAUAAAGUCCGUUUUUCAAACUAUCAAAUGCUGCGCUGUGUCUUGGGCUUGGUGAUUCUCGCCAUGUUUCUGGUACUUUAAAACUGUCUGAUUUUCGGGGCAGUGAGUCUCAGAUUAUGUGGCUUCCAGUUUAUAGUUGCAACACCUGCAAAAUACAUCCUUGGUUUUUACAUGGUGUUAAAGGGACACUAUAGUCACCAGAACAACUACAGCUUAUUGAAUUUGUUCUGGUGAGUAGAAUCAUUACUGUUUGCUGUAAACACUGUUUGUUUCAGAGAAAAUGCAGUGUUUACAUUAAAGCCUAGUGAUAACUUCACUGGCCACUCAUUACAUGGCUGCCUGAAAUGCAUCCAAACAUUCAGUGUCUACUCCCUCUGCAUGCAGACACUGAACUUUAAUCAUAGAGAUUCAUUGAUUCAAUUCAUCUCUAUGAGGAGAUGCUGAUUGGCCAGGGCUGUGUUUGAAUCAUGCUGGCUCUGCCCCUGAUCUGCCUCUUUGUCAGUCUCAGCCAAUACUAUGGAGAAGCACUGUGAUUGGAUCAGGCUAUCACUUCUGAUGAUGUCAGCAGACUACUUUCUUUUUAGGCAAACAGCAUGCAGAUCUACAGCUUCAGACUUGAAUACAGUAAGAUUUUGCUAUAUUUAUGGAGGCAUGAGGGGCCCAGGGGGGGCUAGAUGGUUGUGUUAACACUGUAGGGUCAGGAAUAAAUGUUUGUGUUCCUGACCCUAUAGUGAUCCUUUAAGUUAGCGCUGUGCUUUUUGUUUCUGUCAGGACAUAGACCGCCUGUGCAGAUCCAUUUUGCGGUUCUGUAACAGGUUUAUCUUUCACAUUGUUUUGGAUAGAAAUUAUAACCAACAGACUCGUGUUAGCCCAUUAAACUCCAAUGUUUUGUAUGUAGGAAAACGUUCUGAGACUAGAAUAAGCAAUCGCAUUACAAUAUAUUCAGAAAAUAAAUUGAGAAAAUGUGCACAUAAAAAUGUUAAUAUAUUAAUUAAAUAAGCAAAAGUUACAAACUCUAAAAGCAGAGUAAUUAUUAAAGCGUAAAUACUUUUCAGAAAAGUAAGUAAAUAUAAUGUCCCAACUUAAUUCGUAUAUUUCCGUAUCUUUCCAUAGAGAUCAGGAAGAAGAUCUGGAUUGUGUAUACAUAAGAUUCCUUUUAUAGACUUUUUAUUCAUAAAUACUAAUACAUUUAAAUAGUAACAUAAUUAUACUAAUCAACUUAUUCUAUCUUAGCCUAAAUCAAAUAUGGCCGCUUACAUAACUGUAUCAUGAUCUAGUCACUGUACUAAAGUAACAUUUUAAAGGGACACUAUAGACACCUGAACAACUUUAGCUUAAUGAAGCAGUUUUGGAGUAUAGAACAUGCCCCUGCAGCCUCACUGCUCAAUCCUCUGCCAUUUAGGAGUUAAAUCCCUUUGUUUAUGAACCCUAGUCACACCUCCCUGCAUGUGACUUGCACAGCCUUCCAUAAACACUUCCUGUAAAGAGAGCCCUGUUUAGGCUUUCUUUAUUGCAAGUUCUGUUUAAUUAAGAUUUUCUUAUCCCCUGCUAUGUUAAUAGCUUGCUAGACCCUGCAAGAGCCUCCUGUAUGUGAUUAAAGUUCAAUUUAGAGAUGAGAUACAAUUAUUUAAGGUAAAUUACAUCUGUUUGAAAGUGAAACCAGUUUUUUUUUUCAUGCAGGCUCUGUCAAUCAUAGCCAGGGGAGGUGUGGCUAGGGCUGCAUAAACAGAAACAAAGUGAUUUAACUCCUAAAUGACAGUGAAUUGAGCAGUGAAAUUGUAGGGGAAUGACCUAUACACUAAAAUGGCUUUAUUUAGCUAAAGUAAUUUAGGUGACUAUAGUGUUCCUUUCAAAUUAAAGGGACACUAUAGUCACCAAAACAACUACAGCUUAUUGAAUUUGUUCUGGUGAGUAGAAUCAUUCCCUUCAGGCUUUUUGCUGUAAACACUGUCUUUUCAGAGAAAAUGCAGUGUUUACAUUACAGCCUAGUGAUAACUUCACUGGCUAGUAGAGGUGCUUCCUGUGGCAGUGCUGCACACUGUGCAGUACUGCCCUUCAGUGUCUCCACCCUCUGCAUGCAGACACUGAACUUUCCUCAUAGAGAUACAUUGAUUCAAUUCAUCUCUAUAAGGAGAUGCUGAUUGGCCAGGGCUCUGUUUGACUUGUGCUGGCUCUGCCCCUGAUCUGUCUCCUUGACAGUCUCAGCCAAUCCAAUGGGGAAGCAUUGUGAUUGGCUCAGAGAAUCACUUCUGAUGAUGUCCGCAGACUGGAGCAGUGCCAGCAGCUGCGGGCUUGAAUAAAAGUAAGAUUUUACUAUAUUUAGGGAGGCAAGGGGGGCCAGAGGGACUAGAUGGUGGUUUUAACACUAUAGGGUCAGGAAUAUAUGUUUGUGUUCCUGACCCUAUAGUGUUCCUUUAACCUUCAUCUAUAAUCCUAAAUUAAACAUUCCUAAUCUAAUAAGAAAAUAAAACAUGCUCCAUGAGAUAAUCCAAUAUUUUGGCUUCUUACAAGGCAAAUCUGAUUUUCCGACUCCUGGAGAAGAUUCUCGGAGCUGACUGACCUUGUACUCACUAAACUCCUUGCAAAUGUUUAUAUACUGACGGCAUCACUACAAGUGUUCAGCUUGCAUAGAAAGGAAAAUGACAGAAAACUAUUACAAUUCUGCUUCAAAUUAACCAGUUGGAUUCCAAAUAUCCAUAACAGGGAUUUAUUCAUUCAUGGUUAAUUGGCCACAAUUUCUGAAUUAAAUUACACAUUGUAGGUCCAAAAUAGCCAAACUGACAAAAGAGAAAAGAGAUUUUUGCUUUAUUUAGUUUAGCUAAUUUAGUCCAACAUUUAUUAUUCUGGCACCAAAUGCCCACUGUUCCCAUUUUAGUAAGUAACCACCCAUAUUGGGCCAUUUGUGGUGUUUGUGCACGGUUUCUGAUACUGUACAGUAGUAGGAGCUGGUUUAGAAUUUUUUAGCUAUUUAGAAUUUAUAGCUGAGUGAUGUGACCUGAUAUGGCGAGUUCACCAAUCACAAGUAAGCCUCCGCUACAUUUAUAUCAUUUAAGGCCUAGUUUUUCUCUCCUUAAAGAUUUUUUUUUUUCCCCCCAUGAUCUCCUUGGUCUCCAAAAUCAAUUUUUUUGUGAGUUAUAGGCAUUAGCCAGUUUACUGCCCUGUUUUUCUGCCAGAUGCAUUGAUAGAGAUUAGCUAUCUUUAAAAAGCCAACAUAUUCCACAGCAUUGUUCAAUAGGUAGGCAAGUUGGGCGUACAGUGAGAACUCAAAGCCAUUUACAUUUACACAAAAGGUAAAGGGUAAGAUGUAUCUCGUGUAUGGAAAAAGUUGUUUAACGGGAUGGUUUACAGUAAAAUUAGAUAUUUUGUUGUUCAAUGAUGCAUUUUGAUGGGAGGAAGUGCAGCGGGUUAGAGAGCUGUGGGAAGGAAGGAUGUUAGCACUUUAAUUGAGACGAUUUUUGACGAAGUGAGUUUUCAGUGAUUUUUUUUUUUAUUUUUUUUUUUUUUUAAGAUGGAGACUGGGUGAGUGUCUAAUGAUGGGAGGAGGGAGUCUAGUAGAGAUGCGAGAGUGAAAAAGGACAGGGCAUUGUAUAUCUGAGCUAUAACUGCCCUCUGUUUCAUUAAACUCCAUUACAUUUACAAUGUCUGAACCAGUAAAACCAUGCCAGACUUCUCCGUGCUUAGAUUCUGGUAGGAUCUUGGCGCCAUGACACGUUCUGAGAUCAGAUAAGCCUUGCAGGGACCGUGAUAGAAACCAUUAGUCCCCCUGGGACAUCAGCACAGGGAUAAGGGUUCAUACAAUGCAUGUUUACAUGGUGAUCUGAUCAGUCGGGACAUGAAACAAAGAGGGUGAGUGGUAGUUUGAACUUUAUGUCCCAAUCAUUCAAUUUUUUUCAGAUAUGGUGAAAUAAAAUGGAGAUGUUACUGGACUUUAUGUAAUAGAAGUGGCUUCAGGGCUCAAUAUUGAUGAAAGUGGUCUCAGGGCUCAGCGUUGGUGAAAGGGACAGCAGGGCUCAAUAUUCAUGGAAGCGACGGCGGGGGCUCGGCGUUGGCGGACGUGACGGCGGGGGCUCGGUGUUAGUGUAUGUAUGUUCCAGAACUGCUGGAGAAAGUCUCACUUUGCAUCUGACUUUGUCCACUAUAAAUGUAUGCUGCGCUCCUACAGCAUGGCUCUUUCCUCUGCAAAAGUAUAUUACUUUAACACCCUCAUAAGCACACUGUCCCACCAACCCAAACACCUGUUUCACACCUUUGAUGCACUUCUUCGCUCUGUGACUCCCCCUCCUUCCACCACCUUGUCCGCCACAAACUUUGCAUCUCAUUUCACUGAGAAGAUCUCUACAAUCAGGAAAGAGAUCUCUAAUCUUUCUCCAACCAGUAUCAAUACAUCACCCAACCCCACUCCCCCUGCCAUCCUAAGCUCAUUUGCACCUGCUACAGCACAAGAGGUUUCUGCUCUGCUCCUGUCCUCCCGCCCCACCACCUGCUCCCUCGAUCCUAUUCCCUCGCAUCUCAUCCGCACUUUGUCUCCCUCUCUUCCUCUCGCUUACAUUUUCAAUCUCUCCCUCUCCUCUGGCACAUUUCCCUCUGCCUUCAAACAUGCAACCGUAACCCCAAUUCUGAAAAAAGCCCAACCUUGAUCCCAACUCCCCAUCCAACUACCGCCCUAUCUCGCUACUGCCAUUUGCCUCCAAGAUCCUCGAGAGAGUUGUCUAUGCCAGAUUAACAGACUUUCUUGAAUCCAACUCUCUGCUUGACCCCCUUCAGUCUGGAUUCCGCGCUGGUCACUCUGUCGAAACUGCUGUGACCAAAGUAUCCAACGAUUUAAUUGCUGCUAAAUCUCGCGGCCAAUACUCUAUCCUAAUCCUCCUUGAUCUUUCUGCCGCCUUUGACACUGUUGAUCAUCAACAGCUUCUUCACAUUCUCCGUAACUUUGGUCUACGGGAUACUGCUCUCUCCUGGUGCUCCUCCUACCUCUCCCAGCGCUCCUUCAGUGUUUCUUUCUCUGGCUCUGCCUCUUCUCCCCAACCCCUCCCUGUCGGCGUCCCCCAAGGUUCUGUCCUCGGCCCCCUACUGUUCUCUAUCUAUACUGCCUCCCUUGGUAAACUCAUCAGCUCUUUUGGCGUCCAAUACCAUUUAUAUGCAGAUGACACGCAAAUCUACCUGUCCUCCCCUGAUCUCUCUCCGCCCACCUUGACUCGUGUUUCUGACUGCCUCUCUGCUAUUUCCAACUGGAUGGCUGCUCACUUCCUUAAACUCAACCUGUCCAAAACAGAACUUCUAGUUUUUCCUCCCUCAAGUGCUGCUACUCCUGUGUCUGUCUCCAUCCAAGUCAACGGCGCUACUAUCACCUCUACCUCCCAGGCUCGCUGCCUAGGGGUUCUUUUUGAUUCUGAUCUCUCUUUUACUCCCCAUGUUCAAUCGAUAGCCAAAUCCUGUCGCUUCCAACUCAAGAACAUAGCGCGCAUCCGCCCAUAUCUAACGCCGGACGCGGCUAAGGUACUGGUUCAUGCUGUUGUUCUCUCUCGCCUUGACUAUUGCAAUCCCCUUCUCACCGGUCUUACAUGUUCCCAGCUUGCACCGCUGCAAUCUAUAAUGAAUACGGCUGCGAGGCUUAUUUUCCUGUCCGGUCGCACCUCCCACGCCUCCACGCUCUGUCAGUCCCUGCAUUGGCUUCCAGUUAGAUAUAGGGCCCAAUUCAAAAUUCUGGCGCUUGCUUACAAAUCACUACAUAAUGCUGCUCCAACAUACCUAUCCUCCCUCAUACACAAGUAUGUCCCGUCGAGACCCCUGCGCUCAGCCCAAGACCUACGCCUAUCCUCUGCCCGGAUCCCCACCUCUGAUGCUCGCCUUCAAGACUUCUCCAGGGCUGCACCUAUUCUGUGGAACUCCCUUCCCUCCUCAAUCAGACUUUCACCCAGCCUUUGAAAACUCACUUCUUCAUUAAAGCGUAUUAAUUAAACUGUCAGCAGGUUUCUCAUAUCUGACCCCAUGACUCCGUUCCUGCACCUGUCAAAAAUGACCUACCAAGCACUCAAUAAACCCUUCUGUAACAAACUAUUUAAUUCCCCUACUUUAACCCUUUGUGUCACUAUAACCCACUCCCUCUAGCAUGUAAGCUCAUCGAGCAGGGUCCUCAACCCCCUCUGUUCCUGUACGUCAGUGGUCUGAUCUCAAUUAUGUGUCUGUUAGUCCACCCAUUGUACAGCGCUACGGAAUUUGUUGGCGCUAUAUAAAUAAUAAUAAUAAUAAUAAUAAUAAUAAUGUAUGUGACUUUCAAUAGCACUGAAGGAGUUAACACCCCAGCGUUUGUUUUGCAAUACAUAUAUUAUAGAGGUUUAUUUCUUUCUCUGUAAAUCUUUCUUGUCUGGUUUCCAUCCAGUAACAAAUUCUUUCUAUUCAAUUAAAUCUUCUUCUGUAUCUCGCAGGAUUUCCGAACAUUAUUUUUACUGUAUUGUUCCAAAAAUAUCACGGGAAAUCAGUCUGAGUCAUUAAUGUGUCAUUGGAGCCGGCCAGUAAUGGGAAAGAUUAUUAAUAAUUAAUUCGUUUUAUUUUUAACUUUUAUUUAAAGGUAAAUUCUAAAAGUUAUUCUAAGAUGUUAUUUCUGAACGGCAGAACACAAUCUGUACGUGACGCAGGACAACGGCCAGCAUGAAAAACUAAUAUCGGUUACAUGAGAUGUUCUACAAACAAUGCUGCUCUCUAUUUACUUCUUUUUUUUGUUACUCCUCUGCUGGCACUGGAAAUAAGAACUGGGGUUUAUAAUCUGAAUAUAGUCCUUCCUUAGAAUUAGGUAGAGAAUUACCAGGAUAUAUAGCUACACUGCCUUUAUAGGGUUAAAUAUUGUUUAUGCAUGUGUUCACAGGAUGUCUAGUAGCAAGCAGACAAUGAGAGAGAGGGAGAGUAAGACUGGGAAGGAUAAAGUACAAAUGUGACUUUAUUUUUUGUUUUGUUUGUUUACAUGCACUUCCCCAUCACCAUUCAGGAUGAAUCAAUGCAUCUCUAUGAGGAAAAUUCAGCGUCCCCAUGCAGUGCUGCCUACUGUGCAGCACUGAGCCAGGAAGCACCUCCAGUGUCCAUCUGAGUAGUGUUCCUAGGGGCAAUGUAAAGUGUUUGCAUGAAAAUGCUUGAAAGAAAUGAUUAUACUCAUCAGAACAACUACAUUAAGCAGUAGUUUUGUGACUAUAGUGUCCCUUUAAGCUUUUAAAAAAUAAAAUACAUGCUAAUUUGUGCACCUUGAAACUUGUAUUGAUUUCUUUUAGUUCAUUGUAAUCCGUUGUGAUGAGCGCUGGCCUGUGUAAUUAACAGGUGUAUUGGAGGUGAUUGCUAGUGAUUUAUUACCGACCCACUGACAGUCACGUGAUGAAGUCUCUGUCUCCAUUUACCUAGAAACUAAUUGCUUUUGGCUGCAGUAACUACGGACAACCAAAUUACCAUCACAAUAUCGGCAUAGCAGAUCACGCGGCCCUCUUAACAUUUCAUCGUUGGUUUCAAGAAUCCCCCCUUUCUACCCUGCUUUUGGGAAAUCUCUGCCAAGGCUUUAAAUAAGGCUCUUCCUUGUAGCCAAUGCAAAUUAAUUAUUGAUCUUGUGGAAGGGAAAUUGUCCGGCUAUAACAAAGAGUUCGUUCUCAGAUGGUGAAUCCUGCCCAGAUUAAGAGCUCCUUCUCAGAGAUUGUUAGGGAGAAAUAAAGCAAUUCCUUUUGCGUUCCGGAUCUUGUAACUUAUUUACUGUUUACGGUUUCAGUUACUCUUUCAUAACCUUAAAGACGGACCCCUAGUACCAGCAUUGUUACUUCUGUGAUCAUUAGUUGUUUCUAAAAGCUAGUUUAACAAUCUCUGACAGCGUAGCUAUGUGCCAUAAUAAUUGUAAAGCACAUUAAAAACGCUUACAAAUUGCAUUGGUUGUUUUUCAGUUUGCUUAGCUUACUUUUAUUUUAUUAAAAAGUGUGUGUGUAUAUAGUUUAGCAUUAUUCUUUUUCACCUGAGUUCAGAGAAUCUGGCCAAGCUGGAAACGAAUCUGCAAAUCACAGGUUCUGAUUUGUCUGUUGAAAUCACAUGCUCUCUACAGACCCGCAUUUUAUUUGGUUUCUGUGAUUGUUUGGAAAUAAAGAUCUGAUUACAAAAUAAGUUAUUGCUAUUUGUUUUAAAUAGGUUUUUAUUGUCGUUACAUUGUAUAAGCGGACAUCAAGCAUAUUAUUACGAAAACAUCCGGUCGCCUAUGCAGAGGCGUAUACAUAUUGGUACCAGUAAACGGAACGUUUGCAUUUAGUUUAGUGAAGCAGGCGUGUACUCUGUGUACUUUACAACAUAUUUCCUGGGUUUGCAGGACCUAGUGUGAUUUGGGUUUGUGUGUUCGCCUCGUGUGAGCCAGUUUGCGUAGGUGUUUUGUGGUGGCUAGUUUGUGCUUGUGCUUUUUCUUAGCUGGUUUGUGUAGUCUCCUCAUGUUGGUUGUCUGUGUAGUUGCGCUGAGUUGGCUGGUUUGCGUUGCUGCUUUGCGUUAUCUGGUUUGUGUAGUUGCUUUGCGUUUGUUUGCUUUUACUGUUGUCUCGCAUUAGCUAAUAUGUUGUAGGUAUGAUUAUCUUUUAUCUGUGUAAUCCUUGCGUAUGUACCCUAUGUAGUCGUGGUGGUGCCUGCGCAGCUGGAUUGCGCAUUGGCUAUCUGGUAUGGGUUAUUGCUAUUUGUACAGCAUUAAUAGUAUUUAGUUCAUGGGAUGUGCAGAACCGAAAAUUAGGAUAUUAUGAAAUUAAGCUCAUAUUUUAGUUUCUGCCUAGGUUAUUAUUCUUAUUUAUAAAGCGCCAACAAGUUCGGCAGUGCUGUACCAUGGGUGGACUAACAGACAAGUAUUUGUUACCGGACAAGUUGGACGUACAGGAACAGAGGGGUUGAGGACCCUGCUCAAUGCGCUUACAUGCUAGAGGGAGUGGGGUAUAGUGACACAAAAGGUAAUGGUAGUGGUAGAGAUAGGUUGCUAGGAUAGGUUCACAGUCCAGUCUGUAUAGUAUGCAGUUUGCUCAGCCUCCUUACAGCCAAAAUAUCUGGUGCUUGUGAGACACCGCUUUUUUUUUUGUGCGGGUUGUCCUUUCCGUGCGGUUCUCUAGCUUGUAAUCACCGAGGUACGUGAAUCCGUAAAAAUGACGGAUGUGCUGGGAAAUUUAUAUUUAACACGUUUUAGGCUGCGGUUGAAGUCCUUUUAAUUACGGAAUGCAUUAAAAAAUGGAGAGAAAAUGUAAUUGUGUUAAACAUGAUGUGGCUUAGAUUUUUUUAGAUAUCGUGAAAUCAAUCUCCGCUAUGUAAAUUAUUUAGACAGCUGCCAUGGAAGAGACUGUCUCUUUACAUGACACAGCCAUUGCUUUGCUGUCAAAAUCUAUGGGACUCUGCUUGUCACUAUAAAUCCCCUAACUAUCAAGAGUAAUCAAGGGGAAACUGGUGCAAAUUGAUAUCUUUAUGGUGCUCCGUUGCUGUCGUCUCAUGGGCUCUAUUACUUUCUUUUUGGUGACUGAUUUGCUUUAGAUGAAUUGCAGCAUAAUGAAUCGGUAUUAUAGACAAAAAUCUGUUUAAUUUUAUUUGGGUUUAUAUCAAGUUUUAUUAUAUAUAUAAUUAUUUUAUUUUUUUCAGGUACAUGGAGAAAUCAACAAAGUGGAAUUUAAUAGAAUGUGCUGGACUCUAUGUGCAAAGAAAAAUCUCACUAAAAGCCUGUUGUGUAUCACAGAGGAGAGUGCCUUUAAAAUAUGGGCCAUAUUCAACUUUUUAUCUGAAGACAAGUACCCUCUGAUCAUUGUCCCUGAAGAGGUAAGUGCAUGUGGCUUGUGUGCCCCCCCCCCCCCUAUCUCUCCUCCCAUGGUUUGAGGGGACAUUGUUUUGCCCCUGGAUUGGAGCACUACAUAAAAGGAAGCCAUUGCUGAUGUCAUGUGAUGUCCUCGGUAGACGCUCACAACUUUCGAAAGAAUCCCACUUCCUCUUGGUCAGAAGGCAGAACCACAUGCCUGUCAUGGUCCGAAUGCUAGAUAAAGCUGUUAAAUGUUCAUAUAAUCUGUAUAUUUAUUAUCUGGUCCCAAUCACAAUCCAACACUCUAGCAUUCUGGGUAAAUAGAUCAGGUAAUUUUGUUUCAUUAGUAAAUAUAUUGUAUAUUAUAUCUUUUAAUUACUGAUUUAUUUUUCUAUUAGGUCUACAGAUGUUGAUAUUUACAUAUUUUGUAUUUCAAUACUGAAGUGCUAGAACUUGUAUUGGAUGAAUAAGUUGUCAUGUUCUCUCCUGGUGAUUACAAAAUGCCUGUAUAUAGUAAUGUAUAAUAUAUAUAUAUAUAUAUAUAUAUAUAUAUAUAUAUAUAUAUAUAUAUAUAUAUAUAUAUAUAUAUAUAUAUAUAUAUAUAUAUAUAAUGUGAUACUCGUUAGGAUAUCGUGCAAAAGUUUAUUUCAGUAAUGAAACAUAAAAGGGUAAACUAAUAUAUGAGAUAGACGCAUAACAUGCAGAGCAAGAUAGUUCAAGCCGUGAUAAGUGCGAUGAUUAUGGCUUACAGCUCAUGAAAACCCCAAAUCCACAAUCUCUGUAAAUUAGAAUAUUGUGAAAAGGUGCAAUAUUCAAGGCUCACAGUGUCCCACUCUAAUCAGCUAAGUAAGCCAUAACACCUGCAAAGGGUUUCUGAGCCUUUAAAUGGCCUCUCAGUCUGGUUCAGUAGGAAUCACAAUCAUGGGGAAGACUGCUGACCUGACAGUUGUGCAGAAAACCAUCAUUGACACCCUCCAUAAGGAGGGAAAGCCUCAAAAGGUAAUUGCGAAGGAAGUUGGAUGUUCCCAAAGUGCUGUAUCAAAGCACAUUAAUAGAAAGUUAUGUGGAAGGGAAAAGUGUGGAAGAAAAAGGUGCACAAGCAGCAGGGAUGACCGCAGCCUGGAGAGGAUUGUCAGGAAAAGGACAUUCAAAAGUGUUGGGGACUUUCACAAGGAGUGGACUGAGGCUGGAGUCAGUGCAUCAAGAGCCACCACACACAGACGAAUCCUGGACAUGGGCUUCAGAUGUCGUAUUCCUCUUGUCAAGCCGCUCCUGAACAACAAACAACGUCAGAAGCGUCUUACCUGGGCUAAAGAAAAACAGACCUGGUCUGUUGCUCAGUGGUCCAAAGUCCUCUUUUCUGAUGAGAGCAACUUUUGCAUCUCAUUUGGAAACCAAGGACCCAGAGUCUGGAGGAAGAAUGGAGAGGCACACACUGCAAGAUGCUUGAAGUCCAGUGUGAAGUUUCCACAGUCUGUGUUGAUUUGGGGAGCCAUGUCAUCUGCUGGUGUUGGUCCACUGUGCUUCAUUAAGUCCAGGGGCAAUGCAGCUGUCUACCAGGAGAUUUCGGAGCACUUCAUGCUUCCUUCCGCAGACGAGGGGGAUGUUGACUCAUUUUCCAGCAGGACUUGGCACCUGCCUACACUGCCAAAAGCACCAAGGCCUGGUUUAAUGACCGUGGGAUUACUGUGCUUGAUUGGCCAGCAAAUCAAGGCCAAGAGAAAGAUGAGACAUGAGUCCGAACAAUGCAGAAGAGCUGAAGGCUGCUAUUGAAGCAUUCUGGUCUUCCAUAACACCUCAGCAGUGCCACAGGCUGAUAUCUUCCAUGCCAUGCCGCAUUGAGGCAGUAUUUGCUACAAAAGGGACCCAAACCAAGUACUGAGUCCAUAUGCAUGCUUAUACUACGAUAUUGUUCUAUGUACACUCCUUGUUUUAUUGAUUGCAUGUAAUAUUCUAAUUUACUGAGAUUGUGUAUUUGGGGGUUUUCAUGAGCUGUAAGCCAUAAUCAUCGCACUUAUGACAAAUCACGGCUUGAACUAUCUUGCUUUGCAUGUAAUGCAUCUAUCUCAUAUAUUAGUUUCCCCUUUUACGUUGCAUCACUGAAAUAAAUGAACUUUUGCACGAUAUUCUAAUUUUUCGAGUAUCACCUGUAUAUCUGUUUCCUUUUGCCCUUGUACCCUUUAACCCCUUAAGGACACAUGACAUGUGUGACAUGUCAUGAUUCUCUUUUAUUCCAGAAGUUUGGUCCUUAAGGGGUUAAAUCUGCCUCAUCUGUUUGGAGACAAAACCAGUUUUGCUAUUUUUGUGUCAGUGGGGAAAUCCCACUUUUUCAUUUUUACAUUUAUUUGGCUUGAUUUAUUUAGAAUUUGUGCUUUCAUAACCUUGGACUCUAUUUUUAAUAUUUUUUGGAUAAGGUUUUCAAAUGAUUCCAAUCUGUUAGAAAAAAUGGAUUUGUCCACAAUAGUCCCCAUUAAAGUUUAUGGGAAUUUUUGCAGGUAAUUAAUGUCAAAUGUUUUUCUAACAGAUUGUGGUAAUUUGAAAAGAUUAUCCAAAAAUAUUAAAUGUAUACCUUUGUUUGCGCCGGGUAUAAUUUCUGUUUAAAACUCUGUUAAUCAUUAAUGAAAAGGUUCUUUUUGACUGCUGUAUCUGUUUUAUGUGAGUGUAAAGCUUUCUUGUUGCAGCUCUGCAUGAUACAACUAACAAGACAAUUCUUAUUUCCCGUCAAUCUGGUUAAUAAUAAAACGGCGGGUCCUCUUGUCAGGAGUCUGUUUACCUGAAAGGGGCUAAGGGGACCUGCUCUGCCAGAACAUAGUUUGCACACUGAGAUUUAAGACUAGGGUCAAGACCCACUAUACAUGGGCCUGGAUCGAUAUGCUUCACACAAUCUAAUACGUAUUGUAUACCGGGGAAUGGCUGAAAUCUGUUAAAUAGUAUCCAGAAUCCCCAGUGUGCGCCAUUUAUCCUUCUUCAGUAAAAAGGAACUAACCGUAAUGCCUCUAUAAUUAUUGUUGUUGUUACUAGCAUAACCUAUCAAACAGCACGGUACAACAGGAGAUAGACCAUACUGUAUACAAAUAAUAAAGAUGGCCUAGCCCUGAGGUGAGAUUUAGUGACAUUCAUUACGGUAUGCACCUGGCUUUAAAAAUUUCUAUUGUUUUUGUAGAUGUUUUGUUAAACUGAGACUUACUGUCAGGGCUUUCAUUUUUGCGGAGCACAUUAUGUUUUGGAAAAUUACUGGCCCAUCCAGAUAACAGCAGUAUAUACCCGCCUGGGCUCGCACUGGGGCUGUAAAGAUAGCCUCUGUCGUUUGUGGGUGGUAGAGCGUGUGUACCCUGAUAAUUAAUGUACAAGUACACACGUUGUAGGAUCUUUAAUAAAAGGAGAUGUUUGUUGAUUAGUGAAUACUGCUAUUUUGUGUUUCAUCAGUAAACUGCAACUUAACCGAAAGUAUUAUUUUACUAUUGGCAGAACACAUAAUAAAAACCACUAAAAAUAAGCUUCACUUAGUUAGAGAUGAUGAUAAUCUAUACAUUGAAAUGAUAAUCUUCCUCAGAGCAUUAUUAGCUAGAAGGCCUCAUUCACUAUCCCUAUGUGAAGAAUGAAGAGGGGCCACACCGGCACCCUGCCUCGGCCCUGUGGGAUCUAAUACUUUAUGGGCUUUACCCCAGCCAAUGUCUAAAUAUGGCCAUAUAAUUUAUCAUAUAGUGUGACUGCAAUAAUGUCUGUAUGUCUAUAUAAUGUCGGUCUGGGACUCCCUAGCGGCUGUGUGAGGGAAUCACUAGUGCUAAGAAGAGUUUUAAAUUCAUGUUUCUUUACAUGACGUGGUGAUCUUUGUACAUCAGCCCCAAAUGUAAAGAUGCAUAAAUCAAAGAUGUAUAUGUUUUUAUGACCUGCACAUGACAUUUAUAAAUCUACAUUAUAGUGUGCGUACUCUGCAGUGUGUAUGUAAUCCGAUUCCUGUCCGUAACAGCCGUUGCCAAAAACUUCCUCUUUCUGUCAUUUCUGCAUUUUUUUUAAUUUUUUUUUUUUACAAAAACUAAGCACAAAAGGGGGUUAAACAUUAAAAAAAACUGCUUACCCAGUGAUUAUUUUAAAACCAUUCUGAGUCUUAAUGUAAAAUCCCAGGUCAGAGUCACAGUGUUCCUUCAAAUAAUCUUAAAAUCAAUGUGAGGAACAAGGCAGGUUUAUAGUGCACUAAGGGAGAGAUUUACUGAGUGGAAAUCCCUGUCAUUUAACAGGUCUCGUUGAGAGAGACAUCGCUAUAACAGACACCGAGAGCUUACAGGGAGCAUAGAGAGACAGAUGGACUUAAGUGGAGUAGAGAGACCGUGAGAGUGCGUAGUGGAGUAUACAGAGAGAUCUUGAGAAUGCAUUGGAGUUUAGAAAGAGACGCAGUGAGGGAAUGCAGUUUAGUAUACAGAGAGACAGACAAUAUGCGAAUGCAAUGGAGUGUAGAGAGAGAGAGAGACAGCAAAGGAAUGUAACACAGGAUAUCAUUAAAGUAUAACAUUGUAUAUGUACACGUAUAACUUUCUAACCCCUUUCGGAUCUAGAAUUAAUUGGUUUCCUGUUGGGCCCAGCUCCCUGAUUGUCUCUCACCCUGACCGGAUGUAGUUUUUCAGGAUCCGGUUUCAUUAAGCAUUGACUCUUCAACCUUUUAUGACCUACCUGGGACAAAGCAUUCUGACAGCUUGGCUUAUUUACGAUUUUGAGAAAGACCUGUACAUCCAGUUUGAUACCAUGUAGUCUGGUCCUGAGUAAGGUCAUUGUGGGUGAAGCUUGGCCAGUGUCCAGUAAAUAAGGUUCCACCAUGGUGUGCCGGUUAUCAGAAGCAUCGCUUGGAUUUGUACAAGCUGUAUUUCAUUCAUCCAUUUCAAGCGGAGGCCAAGAUAAACUGGCGACCUUGAGCCUGAUAAGGAUAUGGUGGCAUUCGGAAUACAGUGUUCAAGCCGGUCCGUGGCAUCUGUACCUAGCAAUGUCAUUGGUGACUGAGGCCAACGGAGAGUGCAAUACAGAGUUUGGUUAAAUGAAAAUUGUCUCCUUUUGCAAGGAACCAUCUGAUGGAAUGAUGUACCUAGUUCUACAAGCGACAGAUGGCGAUGAUGUGAAUGAAAUACAUAAAAGAACAAGGACCAGGUGCCUUUUCAUUGUUUGAGAUCUGUUUGGCUGUUCUGUGAUAGAAACCUCUUGAUACCCAGAGUGCAGCAUUACGGACAUGACAUGGACCAUGUUUAUCGAAUGUCAUUAAUACAAUAUUUAGAUAGAACUAUGGUAGAAGGGCACAUUCUUCCUGUGUUAUCCGUGGUAAGGACAGAAAUUGCCCCAGGAUCACAGCAAACAAAUUAACUAUGUAUAUAGCAUGUUUACUCCUUAAAUAAAUAGCUAUUUUAUUUAUGAAUAAUUUAUCAGAAAAAGUGUUUCAGUAUUCUGCUUCCUCCAUCAUAAAGCUCUGGAGGUCUUUAUGGUCCACACAGAGAGCUCAACCUCUUGCUGUCUGAGUUAAUAAAGGUGAUGGUCCAUCUCAAUGGUUUCCUACUAUCAGGGAAGCAGAUCCUACAUCUCUCUAUGCAGCCAAAACACAAAAUAUACAACAACAAAAGUAAAAAUAGAGAUUAUUCUCUGUAACCAAAGCUGGGGGAACCAGACCUUCUUCAGAAAUAAAAAGAAUAGCUCCCAUUUCAUCCAGGCUUCAUACACACUAUUACUUACUACAAAUCCCAUAAUCCUUUCUGCAUUUUCUGUUGGUAGCCCCACAUUAAUUAAGUAGUGUCUCUGCCUGUGUAGAAUAGAACCGUAAAUCUGUUUAACUCGUUGAUGUGGACAAACCGUGGCAGCCACGGGCUAUGAAGGGGUUUACAGGUCUCUAAACUUGAGGGGCAUCUAGCUGGUUUUCUACAUUAUUUCCCAUCAUUUUUUAUUUUGUUUUGCCAGUUUGUCUGCUCGCAGGGAAUUAUGGGAAAUAUAGUCCUGGUUAGAGAAUAGUAAAGUAAACAAUGUGUUUAAUGAUUCUUACACAAUGAGUUGUAUGUAUGUAUAUAAUAUGUAUAUGAUCAGGGACAUGACGGGAAAGUCCCACAUCCUGGUUCUCAGAGGGGUAAUACACCUUUAAAUGACUGAGGAGUGUAGGGAGAGAUAAGGAUUAGACAGAUAUAAGCAUUCUCUGAUCAGCUAGAAAUUAAUCUAAAAUGCAAUUUCUAGAGAAUAAUUUCCGGUUUCAUGAUAUCUGCGAUGUGUCAUUUAUUAGCUCUGUAACGGGAAAUAAAGAAAGCAUUCACUGCAAUAUAAGGAAGCCGUGUGAUGUAAAUGGAUUUUAUCUCAUUCUGCCUCAAACGGCAUAAGUUGGAGUUUUAAAAAAAAAAAAAAAAAAGAAUUUUUGAUGACAAAUCCGUUUUUAAGUUUCAGAAUUGUUUUCUUCAUUGUAAUUUCGACAUCUUGGUUGAGUUCAGCUGAGAAUUUCUUCAUUGUGUGAAUGCAAACGUCCCAUACUCUAAAUACCAGCACAACAGUCACGAGCUGACACGGGGGAAAUUAACCCUCCACAGGCCACAGCCACCACCAUACAGGACAUCAAAGAGAUCAAGUAUGGCCAUAGAAUGCUCGUUAAUUAGCAUUAACCCAUUGGAUGCCACAACGCAUUGUUUUACAAAUCAUUCAUUUUAGCAUUGCCGAGGUGCUUUACACCAAACUUUAAUAAAUGUUGUAUCAACGACACAGUUCUGGUAUCAUUACAAAAAAGCCUUUUUUUUUUUUUUGCUGUGAACUCUAACUCAUAUUCACCUGGCUGAGAAGGCUAGGAGUUGCAGUGCACAGCAUUUAUCAUGGUUCUAGUGCAACCUUCUUAAGAAAGUGGGGUACACCACAGGAACCUGUGCUAUAAUGCAGCUCCCCAAUAUAAACAGCGCUGUGCUCUUCAGAUUUGUGAGCAGACAUUUGACAUUUUUGUCAACAAGUGGAUCUGGAAUUGUGGACUUUAGGAAAAAUAGUUUAACUAGAAAAUAUCCUUGUCAGACUGGACUGUUUUGUCCUAAAUUUUUUUUUUGUUUUGUUUUCCGUUCACCUUAACGGGACACUAUAGUCACCAGAACAACUCCAGCUUGUUGUAUCUGUUCUGGUGAGUAGAAGCAUUCACUUCAGGCAUUUUGUAAUAAAGUCUUCUCAGAGAAAUGGUUUAUAUUAUAGCUUAGGGACACCUUAAGUUAAAUUAGGGCCAAAUAAUGGAGCAGUAUAUGUGCUGACUUAUUAUUGUGUGAAAUAAAAGUUACAAGGAACUUUAUCUAAUCUUUCAUUAUCUUAAAUAAAACUGUGACAAUGUGAUCUUAUCCUAGCGGAAUGAAACCAUAUGUGAAGUGACGGCUAUAAUGUUACAGAAUUAUUUCAGCCACCAAUUUAUUAUUAAAAAGUGCAAACAUAUUCUUAGUGCCUUACAGAAAACAUAAACAAGGGGAAAUAUAAGAUACCAAAUGUGACUUUUACAACUGCCUAGCUCCAUUUUAUCAUCUCACUUUGAGUUUGAUUCGUUCCUUUGAAUUUCCUCGUUUUGUAUUUUCUGUGAAUUUUUAGAUCUGAGGAAAGAGACAUCGAAAAGGGACGAAAAAAAUAUUUUCAACCUAAACUAAACAAUUUGAUCCCCUAUAAAAUAUACUCUGUCCGAUACCAAUACUACUGGAAAAGGGGCAUUGGGUAACUACUAUCCCCAGCUCCAUUGUCCAUUGACAGCAUGUAUAUAUAUGGCAGUGAUAGCAGGAGGGGGAAUGUUUCCAUAUAUGUAUUCUGCAUUCUGAUGUGAUAUUUUGUUACACAGAUUGAAUAUUUGCUGAAGAAGUUAACGGAAGCCAUGGGAGGAGGGUGGCAGCAAGCUUUGUUUGAAGAUUACCGAAUCGGUCUUCACAGGAAGCAGAAUGGUUUAUCUGCAUGGGAACUCAUCGAGCUGAUAGGCAGCGGAGAGUUUAGUAAAGGAAUGGACCAUACCACCGUCUCCAUGGCAAUUAACGAGGUCUUUAACGAGCUGGUACUGGAUAUCCUAAAACAGGUACGUAGAGCUACUGAGAUGUCCCCAGUUUGGGUUCAGUCAUUGGGGCUACACGUCCAGAACUACUACGCAACACGGUGAUAAAAGUGGAGCAAACAGCAGAAAAAUACCAUUGGUUUCCAUGGUGACUGCUCCACAUUUAGCACCGCAUUGCUGUUUACAGAUCACUCCCAUUGUGCAAUAUAAAUGUCCAACGGACGACAAUACUCAGAUAUUUUUUUUUGUAGUUUCUUUAAAAUGAUUUGGCUGCGGUUUCACAUGUAAGGAAUUUAAAACCGGAUUUAUUUAGGAAAGAUUGAGGUUUAUUCACUAAUUGUGGAAAUGUGAAGAGUAACAUUACACAUUUAGAUCAUAAUAAUCAAUAAUUCCCCAGCACGGCUAGUUGGGCCUAAUAUCUACAUUUCUCUGGUCUGAUUUCCAUAUUUCCAAGAUUCGUAAAUAAACCCCAAGAAGAAUGUUAGAUAUUAGAUUUUGCAAGGUCCCCCAGAUGCUCAGAUAUACUCUAGGCAAGUUCAUAGCUGUCAGAUUGGCUGCUAAAAUAAAGUCACACUCCCGUGUGAGACAUUACAAGUACCUGGACAUUUCUCCAAUGUAAUGUCGUCCUUAACUGCAGAUUCAUUAAAUUGCUUUCGUUUAAUGAUUAUUUUUGUAGUAUUUUGAAGUUUAACUUUGGCAUUCACGUUGGGAACAUGAAAGCAACUCUACAUGAUCCGUGUCAGGUUUUACCUCCUAAAUGUGGAAUAAACCGGCAUUGUGUCAUGAUCUAGAACUGGUGCAGAAAGAGAUUGGAAUUCAUACAUAAUAAAUGGCAACCAGGGGGAGAUCAACAACAUUUAAAUGUGCUCAUGAAAUUAUAUGAAUAAAUGAAACAUGUGGGGACUGCAGUUGAAUGUCUCUGAGUAUACUUAACAUACAAAGAUGGUAUUCCAACGUGCAAAAACAGCUUACAGCGGUUAUUCAUUUCCGCAAACUACAACUCCCACGAUGCUCAGCCAGGGUUUUAGACUACCUGUACAAGUCAGCAUUAUGGGAAAUGUAGUUUGUAAAGCUCUGUGAUGGCAAGGUGUGAUAUCACUGACUCAUUUGCAAGUCUAGAAAUAUCACAGAGAACACAUUGAAUAUAAAACCUCUCUAGCUGCCCCACUCAGCUGCUUUAUUUAGAUGGGGCUCUGGUUCCACCUAGUGGAUAAUAGGUUAAAGUCAUUGCACUUACAAAUCUAUAACCACAGGAAGCGUUCUAUAUAAACAUUUAUGGCAAUCUGUGUUGAGUCAUGCUGACUGUAGGUUGAGAAAAUUGCAAAUAAACUUGUUACAAUCUAAGCUGUUUUUCAAAUGUGCUUUUCAACAUUUACUGGUUAGUAAACCCAUUUAAAGGGACACUAUAGUCACCAGAACAACUACAGCUUAUUGAAUUUGUUCUGGUGAGUAUAAACAUUACCUUUAGGCUAUUUGCUGUAAACACUGUCUUUUCAGAGAAAAUGCAGUGUUUACAUUACAGCCUGGUGACAACUCCACUGGCCACUCCUUGGAUGGCUGUUAGAGAUCCUUCCUGGGUCAUGGCUGCCUAAAAUGCAUCCAAACAUUCAGUAUUUCCACCCUCUGCAUGCAGACACUGAACUUUCCUCAUAGAGAUUCAUUGAUUCAAUCCAUCUCUAUGAGGAGAUGCUGAUUGGCCAAGGCUGUGUUUGAAUUGUGCUGGCUCUGCCAAUCCUAUGGGGAAGCACUGUGAUUGGAUCAGGCUACCACUUCUGAUGAUGACAGCAGGCAGGUUUAAAAGAAACAGGCACAAAAUAAGCAGCCGCAGACUUGAAUGCAAGUAAGAUUUUACUAGAUUUAGGGAGGCAUGAGAGGGACCAGGCUGGCUAGAUGGUGGUUUUAACACUAUAGGGUCAGGAAUACAUGUUUGUGUUCCUGACUCUAUUGUGCUCCUUUAAUUUUACGUUUCAUAACCGUUAGUUAGAAAAACUUAUUUUUUUUUAAAUUAACGGAUUAAGUCCAAAAAUCAGCAAAAUAGUUUGGCAGGUCACCAUUCAUUACUUGUGAUAGUCCUUUUCCCAUGCAGGAUGUGUUUUUAUAAAAUCUCUAAAUUUACUGUAUUUUUGGUUAGUAAUUUAAUGAAUGUAAGCUCAUGACUCCAUUACUUUAUUCACACUUUAUUGUGUAUUUUAAUUAAACGUGGAAAAGGGUUUAUUCGCUAAAGUGAGUUUUACAUUUACAGCCAAAAUAACCAAAAAGGAAACAUUCUUCCUCCGCUGUCUGUGCUAUCAGUUUGGCUACUUUGGCCUUAAAUUCACUUUAAGUUCCCCGUUUAGUAAAUUGUGAUAAGACUAGCACUCGCACAUGAACUUUAACCAUUACACAAUAAUCCCAGCAAUGUACAUGAGGUGUGUUUUAUUUUGUGUGCACAUUUCUUUGAACGUAAUAAAAUAAACCACAUUGUGAGUGGCCAGCUUGACCGCUGAGCUGGCAAUCUUAACAGAACAGAAGCCCUGACACUGUGAUCUGUCCUCUGCAGGGUUACAUGUGGAAGAAAGGACACAAGAGAAAGAACUGGACCGAGCGGUGGUUUGUUCUGGAGCCCAACAUGAUCACAUAUUACAUCGGCGAAGAUCUAAAGGACAAAAAGGGAGAAAUUAUUUUGGACGGGAACUGCUGUGUUGAGGUAAAAUAAAUACAUUUAAGCAACCACACAAAAUAUCUCAAAGCGAGCCCUUUCUCUCUGGAAUACGAUGUUCGCACAGCCCCCCAACGAUAUGGGGAGACUUAGAAAUGUCCUACUAAUAGAAAAUGUUAAGGCAGCAAGAAAGAUUCCCAGGCACUCAAAGUGUGAAAACCGCAAGCCGAUUUAUUGAAACAAAAAAGACUCUCAGUAGGUCGAAACGUUGCUGUCUUUUUGAUUCAAUAAAUCUGCCUGCGGUUUGCACACUUUGAGUGCCUGGGAAUCUUUCUUGCUGCCUUAACGUGUUGGGAUUGCUGGGCCUGUUCCAGAGCACCGGUGGCUGCUGGGAUUGAGUGCGGUUCCUGUGAUCAAUUUUACUAAUAGAAAAUGUGACAAUUGCCAUGAAAACCAAUGGAAUGGUCCUGCUGUUUCCGUGGUGAUUGCCCCAGCGGUUAUAUCGUUCUAGACUCACCAUCUUAUUAUUAUGAGUAAAUAAUAAUUAUUCACUUUUAGGCUGAAAUAACCGUAAUGGAGAAAUUGCCCAAUUUGACUAUUUUGAUCUACAAUUUGCGGUGCCAUACCGUGCCAAUAUUUAUACAUUUCUCAGGCAGUGAGAGUGUUGACGAGAUGAGUUUGAGAAGCUUCCCGUUUCGGGAUUAAUUCAGUAAACUCUGAAUUAUAGCAAAUUAAAACCUGAAUAUAAAGUUUAGACUAAAAUAAUCACACCAUGAAUUGCAGAAUGUAUCCAAAUCUCCUAUUGUAGCCUCAGUUGUGCAGUUCUGCUUCAGUUCUCUACACUUCCAGGUUUAUUGAUGAAGUGUAAUGCUGUUUAAAUUGAAUAGUGGUCCUUUUUAUUUUAAUCUGGGUAUUUCACAGUAUUAUGUAACAGUUGGAUUGCAGAUGGCAAGAGUUGGGGCACAGAAUGAAGGGUUUUGCCUUUCAAUGCCCGUUGUGUAAGCUGGCUGAAGGACAGAUGAGAGAAUUCUACCCACGUCGGCUCUAUAAAUGCUCCUCUGUUUUUAUCUGCAACUUUACCGCACAUCUGUGUGACCUUCCUGCUACGAUUCCCAAGCCAAGUGCGUUAAAUAGGGGGCUUAUUAAUAUAUAUUCUUGUCAGUCCCAUACAGACUGAAACCUCUCCAAUUCGUGGGGGGACAAAUGACACUAGCUUAGAGCCUCAGCUGCUGAAGAAUGUCUUGGCUGCUGUUCUUUGUCUAUUUAAAAACAGAAUAUUACUGAGUGGGUAAUGAUGAGAUAUCAGGGUAUCGCUAUAUGAAUAUUCUUCCUAUAAAAGUAAAAAAAAAAAAAAUAUAUAAGUAUAGCAACCAAAACAACUGUACAGCUUCCUCCCACAACACCUGGACUUUGUACAAUGUCACACAUCUGACCGGCACAAUGUACAGAACGCUGUUUCCCUGAAGCUAACCUACUCGUUUACACUUUAUUCUGGUUGGUAAGUUGACCAAGGCGCCUGCUACAUUCAUUCUAGGCAUUAUUAGACGUAGGGCUAGAGUGAGAUUUGUAACAAAUUCAAAGUGACUCUCAAAUUUUAAAUUAACUUAGAAUUUCUGACAAUUCUCACUUUAGAAAAAUAACCACAAUGAAAUCGAUCAGGGCUCAGAUCUGAGCUGUAGCACCCCCUAGUGAUGUAUUUAAAAGCCGUACCAGACUGGACUUUAAACUAUGGUAAGAAUUCUGUCUAUGUAUCACAGUGCAGUCAUUUAGCUGUCCCAGGUUGUGGAGUACCAGGAGAGUAUUCGUAUAAUUUGGGCCUGUGCUUUCUCUUUCUGUUUGUAGAAAUGAAAGGGGGACUUUUAGGCCAAUCGAUAAGCAAAGUGCACAGGGAUACAGCUCCCCGCACCCCUCUUAAUAGGAGUCACACUCGGAAAAUUUUAAAAUGUCUUGCUUUCUCUCCUAGUCAUUGCCAGAUAAAGAUGGGAAGAAAUGCCUGUUCCUGGUGAAAUGUGUGGAAAAAAGCUACGAGAUCAGCGCAUCGGACAAGAAGAAGAAACAGGAGUGGAUCCAAGGUGAGCUGCAGACUGGAUAUUAACUAUUCGCCAUUCAGCUAACCGGGUGGUUGGAGAUGGUUGGGUCGUUACGUUAUUUUUUAGUUUAUUAAGUUGGACAUUAAUUUGUAUUAUUAGCAUUGUAUAGGAACCAAAUUACCCAUUUACGCCAACAUUGUGUUAUUUAGUUUAAAGGUUCGAGAAGUACACGGAAAACCACGGAUCCAAGACUAUCACGGGCACAACACUGGUGCCCCUCAAAAUCCCUCCUCUAACCCCCCACCCCCCUUUUUUCCCUCUCUCUUCCCCAUCUUCCUGUGUCUUCUUGUUCUCCUUUCUACACCGCUUGCUCUCUUUCCCUGCCCUCGCGCAAGAUUCUGACCCCGUUGACCGUGCGCACUAGUCCCAACCACAGCGGGACGGGAAGGUACGGCAAAUUUGGGCCACAGGUCAUAUACGGAUGCUCCGCUAAUCUCCUAAUGCCCACUAUUAUAGACUGAUCCAACUGAUUACACCACCCAUUCGACGUAACAGGGUCUGCGCAAGGAGUGCGCGGUUCUGGGCAAUGAGACUUCACGUACUAUAAACCUACUAUAUACCAAUACUGUAUGGGAAGAUAAGUCCCCCCCCUAUGAACUCCGCUUUCAGGUUAGCUAUACCAUAGCCAAUAUAGUGGCUCCUAUCCACCUAGAAGUUAUUGCUAGGUUACAUACCAUCACUACGAUAUCAGGCGACUUUUGGCCACCUACUACACAGUCUCCGACUUGAUCACCCAGAGUUGACACAAUCACUACUUACUAUGCGGCCCUACGAUUCAGACAUUUGCAUAUUAAACGCAUGUACCAUAAAGAGUUUACCAAUACUGAUGUUUUAUUACCUCCUAAUUGAUAAUACUGUUUAAGUUUACAUUCAUUUGCAAUCAUAUUGCUAUUUACGACUAUGCGAGACCUGUGUGUCUCCUAUGUUGCUAUUCUAUCGCACUGUUGUACGUUUUCGAUGACACAAAUAAAAGCUGAUUGACUUAAAGGUUCGAAAAGGUUGCAAUCUUACUAAUUAGCUGGUGAAGCAGAAAUGGGGGGAAAAAGCAAAACAAUGACAUAAUAAAAAAAACCUUUUAGACCAGUGAUUCCCAUCCUCAAGUACUCCCUACCAGGCCAGGAUUUAGUGAUGACCCAGUUGUGUCCAAGGUGUUUUUUAGAAAACAAUCCUGGCCUGUUAGGGGGAACUUAAGGACUGGGUUGGGAACCCCUGCUUUAGACCAAAUUACUGUAUAUACUCGUGUAUAAGUCGAGUGCAGUUUUGUGACCAACAAUUGUGAAAUAUGCUAUGCCUUGUGGAUUAGUCGAGGGUAAAACUUGGAGCUAUGAAAUUCACACACACUCAUACAAACACACACUCUGCAUUAUAUACACACACUCAUACAAACACACUCCGCAUUAUAUGCACACACACACACACACUCAUACAAACGCACACUGUUAUAUGCACACACACACUCAUACAAACGCACACUCUGCGUUAUAUGCACACACACACUCAUACAAACGCACACUGCGUUAUAUGCACACACACUCAUACAAAAGCACACUCUGCGUUAUAUGCACACACUCAUACAAACGCACACUCUGCGUUAUAUGCACGCACACACUCAUACAAACGCACACUCUGCGUUAUAUGCACACACACUCAUACAAACGCACUCUGCGUUAUAUGCACACACACACUCAUACAAGCGCACUCUGCGUUAUAUGCACGCACACACUCAUACAAACGCACACUCUGCGUUAUAUUCACGCACACACUCAUACAAACGCACACUCUGCGUUAUAUGCACACACACACUCAUACAAGCGCACUCUGCGUUAUAUGCACACACACACUCAUACAAACGCACACUGCGUUAUAUGCACACACACUCAUACAAAAGCACACUCUGCGUUAUAUGCACACACUCAUACAAACGCACACUCUGCGUUAUAUGCACGCACACACUCAUACAAACGCACUCUGCUAUAUGCACACACACUCAUACAAACGCACUCUGCGUUAUAUGCACACACACACUCAUACAAGCGCACUCUGCGUUAUAUGCACGCACACACUCAUACAAACGCACACUCUGCGUUAUAUUCACGCACACACUCAUACAAACGCACACUCUGCGUUAUAUGCACACACACUCAUACAAGCGCACUCUGCGUUAUAUGCACACACACACUCAUACAAGCGCACUCUGCGUUAUAUGCACACACACACUCAUACAAGCGCACUCUGCGUUAUAUGCACACACACACUCAUACAAACGCACACUCUGCGUUAUAUGCACACACACACUCAUACAAAUGCACACUCUGCAUUAUAUACACACACACUCAUAUAAACACACACUCUGCAUUUGUAAUGGAUCACCUGGCACCCCGACUGGGUACCUCCGUUGAUGGAUGCUCCUAGCGCUUCUUGAGGACUCCAAGCACUCUAGUCGACACCACAACCACCACAGGCGAAGCAGGAUCAAACUCAUAAAAGAGCUUAGGAGUGAUUAUAGCAAGGGAAUAUGCAGAGCAUAGCAAUCCCUUGUAGCAGAUUCCCCCCAAUAAGAGACAGGACUCCAAAUUGAGGAUGAAGUAGAACUGUCUAAAACUUUAUUUUACUUGGGACUAGCCCAUAUGGUCAUUACAUUAACAUUGCUUUGAAAACUCAAUAAAAUGACAAACAAUCAAAUCAUAGCAGGCAACAUACAGUGACUUAUUAUAACAUAAUUACAUAUUUAUAAAUGGGUGGGGAAGACCAUAAUUAACACAAAAUGUCUCUCCUGCAUGCAGAAUUAGCGAUAUGCAAAUCACCAGUCUUGCUAUUCAGGUAGUGCAUAUUACUGUUGCUACCAACAGAGGGCACUACACAAGCUCCAUAGCCAAAUCCACCUAGUUGGUAGCAAUCCUCAGCAGUACAGGAGAGCAGGCAAUACAUCCCAGGGGCCAUAGUCACAUGGCAGGAGGCUGGCAAUCAGUCUUCUCCAAUGCCCAGUGGCGAGGCUGGUUCCGCCACAGCAUUAUAUACACACACACUCUGCAUUAUACACACACACUCUGCAUUAUAUACACACACACUCAUACAAACACACACUCUGUAUUAUAUACACACACACUCAUACAAACACACACUCUGCAUUAUACACACACUCAUACAAAAACACACACUCUGUGUGUGUGUGUGUGUGUGUAUAAUGCAAACACACACUCUGCAUUAUACACACACUCAUACAAACACACUCUGCAUAAUACACACUCAUACAAACACACACUCAUACAAACACACACUCUGCAUUAUAUACACACACGCUCAUACAAACACACUCAUACAAAAACACACACUCUGUGUGAGUGUGUGUGUGUAUAAUGCAAACACACACUCUGCAUUAUACACACACUCAUACAAACACACACUCAUACAAACACACACUCUGCAUUAUAUACACACGCUCAUACAAACACACACUCUGCAUUAUAUACACACGCUCAUACAAACACACACUCUGCAUUAUAUACACACACGCUCAUACAAACACACACUCUGCAUUAUAUACACACACGCUCAUACAAACACACACUCUGCAUUAUAUACACACACGCUCAUACAAACACACACUCUGCAUUAUAUACACACACGCUCAUACAAACACACACUCUGCAUUAUAUAUACACACACUCAUACAAACACACACUCUGCAUUAUAUAUACACACACUCAUACAAACACACACUCAUACAAACACACACUCUGCAUUAUAUGCACACACACACUCUGCAUUAUAUACACACACACACACACACACACACUCUGCAUUAUAUACACAAACACACACACUCAUACAAACACACUCUGUGUGUAUAUAAUGCAGAUUGUGUAUGUUUGUGUAGUUUGUGUAGUGUGUGUGAACUGGGUGGGGGGGAAGGGCAUUUUUAGUUUUAUUUUAUUUUUUUAAAAUUUUUAAUUUUAAUUUUAUUUUAUUAUUUAAUAUUUUUUUUUUUAGUCCCCCCUCCCUGCUUGUUAACUGGUCAGGGAGGGGGGCGAUCUUAAUCCCUGGUGGCAUGGGCUGUGCAGGGGGGAGCGGAGCAAGCUGUUACAUACCUUUUGUAGCAGCUACGGUCAGCUCCCUUCACCUCCGUGCAUCUCCCCUGUCAGCUCCCAGUGUAAAUCUUGCGGUUUGCGUGCAGCGCGGAGCAUUGCCACGGUAACCCGUGGCAACGCUCUGACUGCCGUGGGUGUCGCGAGAUUUACACUGGGAGCUGACAGGGGAGCUGCACGGAGGUGAAGGGAGCUGACCGGAGCUGCUGUAAAUGUAGGUGAAGGGAGCUGACCGGAGCUGCUCCCAGGCCCCAACAAUGUAAGUUGCCAUAAUACAGACCUUGACUUGAGUAUAAGUCGAGUGGGCCUUUUUUUUUUUUUUUUUUAGCACAAAAAAUUUGCAGAAAAACUCGACUUAUACUCUAGUGUAUACGGUAGCCCAAUCUGAAUGGGGCAAGAUUAUAAAGGUCUGCUCCAGUACUGGGGAACGUCUCUCUCUGUGUGCAGGGAUUCCGAAUCACUAAAACGUGUAACAAACAUACACUGGGCUAUUUACUAAACCUUGAAGGUAAUUUCAAAUUUUACAUUAAAAUAACAGAGCUGAAAUCACUUGCAAUUUUCUCAUCCGUUAGUUCCUAGUUUAUUAAAUAACCCUGUAACUUGUCUCUUAUUUCCCUGUAUUAGAAUGUAAAGACAGCGCUGCAGAAUUUGUUGGCGCUUUAUAAAUAAUAGGAAUAAUACUGUAGUAAUUGUAAUCUGCUUUUGAUGAAUUUAUCCUAAAGAGAUGGGGGCAUGACAGGAGUGUUACUCUCUGCAUCAGUCUCGGGUGUCGUGUAACCCCAAAACUUUCUCUUCAGUGAUUCGGACUGUGGUUGAGCAGCGCCAACAGGGGCUUCCUCCACUGCAUAAAGAGGCACGCAGGAAACGGCGGGCUCUACGCCAGAAAGCGUUAGCGGAGCAAAGGGAGAUUGAAAAAAUGAUGAAGGAUCUUCAGACUGCUAAUGAAGCCAAACAGCAGGAACUGGAAACUGUGCGCAAGGUAAGGAACGCAAUAAUACUGCGAUUGACAGGGUACCAUAACAACAGUACUGUCAUCUUUCAUAUCCCAGAAUUUGGGCAGAGCGGUUAAUAAUUCCAAAUUUACAGUCAAGACAGAUGGUUAUCUUAUUGUCCUUACUGGUGAUUCAAUCUGCAGGGUUUUCAUUUGGGUUUUUCUUAGCCCAGUGGGAAGUAGUCUUAAACUAGGAAUCUCCAAAACGUCUCCGGUCUGUGCUGAUUUAAUAGAGAUGGAUCCUUAUUGCUUUUCUCUCUCCUUUGCAGCAACUGCAAGAGGCAGCGGAACGUGCGAGCGUGGAAGCGAAGCGACUCCAGGAUACUCACCUUCAACUGCAAAAACGGUUCAUGCUGGAUCUAGAACGGGAACAAAUGGUAAUUAAUGAGAGGGACAUGGUCGCAUUUAUAUUUAUUGAAUAUGCAUUUUUUCCUUGGUUAAAGGAACAGCACAUACCCACAAAGCAUUGUAGCUGAUGUGUCCCCCCUUUUUACAAAGUGUCUCCCAGCUGUUAGGCAGGAGGGCACACUUUCUGAGUGCAUUGUGACCAGGUGCAAAGCAGAAGGCUAGGCUUUUUAUAGAGAAGGACUGAAUUCACGGCUUCCUUAUAAUAAUUACUGCAGACGCAGCGAUUGUGUCCUGUGCCCCUUUUGUAUGAGAAUCGUUGCAUUGUCGAGAUCAUGGCUGCUGAUGAUUUCUCGGUCAGCUGAGCUGCGGUGAAAGACUUUGUCAAUGGGUUAGAGAUAGAUUAACCCUUUAUUUGCAGUUAUUGGGUGAGGAAAGGGGUCCAGGAGAUUCCUCAACACUCCAGCAUUAUAAACAAAUGUGAAGUGAAGCACAAUCUCUGUAAUUAUCAUAUUAAGAAACACUUUCAACUCCCUGUAGUGGUAACAGUGCUUUCCCACAGUAAGUUUUUGACAACUUACUUCCAGACAGCACCAGGCCACUGCUGGCACCAUAACCACUACAGCAGGCUGUAGUGAUUAUAGUGCUUGGAGGGAUCCUUUAAUUAUUACCAACAUAAUUUUAAAAUUUUAAAAGAUUGCUGAUAUAUUGCAGUUAUUUGUACUCUGGCGCUGUGAUAGAUUUUGCUGCAGUUGAUUUAUUAUUUCUACAAAGAAAGAGAGAUUGACAAUGUGCCCCUAAGGACAUUUCCUUUACUUCUCAUCUGUGCUGAUAAAUAAACGUAUACACAAUUUUUUUUUCUUAUUUUUUUUUUGUGGAUAAAGGAUUUUUAAGCGUCACAGUCAGCGCUUCAGUAUAUGUUGAAGCGGUCUAUAAAUAAUUGCAAAGCAGGCCUGGCGUCUGUCUGAUUGUUGCUCUCUGUAGAUUCGGAUACAGAUGGAAAAUAAGGUAGCGGAGAAAUCCUCUGAGCUGGAACAGAAUUUACUCCGGUUACGCGAGCUGGAGGACCUGUAUGUACAGCUGCAAGAAGCCCUGAAUCAGGAGAAGCGAGCGCGUCAGGAGGAAGAGAAUGCCCGUUAUAUACAAGAACGGUAAGUAACCCUGGUGCUUUGUCACAGACAUUCCAUUAUUAAUAAAUGCUGUAAAACCGACAUGUAUUAUUGUUAGAUUACCCUGAGCAGCAGAUCAGAUGGUGAAAUAAAAAUCCCUAUUAUAAUAAUAAGGUCGUAUUAGGUGUAUAUGUGGCCAUAAUACUACUUCCAGUUUAUACAUUUCUUCCUCUGUCCUUCUCACUUCAUAUUGAAAAUAUGCGUCAGCCCAUCCUUGCAAACUCGCUGUCUUGGUGCAUCUUUGAUUCUGGCCUUCUAGCCAGUCUUAUUGCCAAAUCAUGGCAAUUACAUCUAAAACAAAUUUGCCUGGAUUCGCACAAGAUGGUACUAAGAAGCUUGUUCAUACUCUUGUAAUUUCUCGCAUUGAUUACUGUAAUUCUCUUUUAAUGGGUCGCUAAAGUCUGCAGUCAAGGCUGAUCUUUCUCUCCUGUCACUCCUCUCACACCUUGUCCCUCUUUCAAUCCUUACAUUGGCUUCCUGUACCCCAUAUUGUUCAAUUCAAAAUAUAAUUCAAAUAUCUCUUGCGUACAAAGCUCUCAGCAACUCUACUCCCUGCUACAUUUCUUCACUAAUUUGUAGGAACACCCCUGAUCUGCUGUGCCGGUGAGCUGUCCUCUGCUCGUACCCUUACUGGUAGAUCGUUUCUACAGGACUUCUCAAGGGAAGUCCCAUUCCUGUUGAACAGCCUGCCAACCCCCAUCAGACUCUCCCCUAGUCUUCAAUCUUUUAGAAAUCCCUAAAAACCCAUCUCUUCAAUAUAGCCUUUGGCCUCCCUGGGUGACUGUUUCUUAUUCACACUGUAAUUACACAGUCCACCCCCGCACUUUCACUUUCACCUUCACCUUCCACUUCUGCCUUUGUCAAAACCUGUAAUUAAUUGCUUACCCCAUAUGCCGUCCUCCCUAUUGUAUUUUAUACCCUGCUUCCUCUAGAUCAGGGGUUCCCAACCCAGUCCUCAAGCACCCGUCCAAGAUUUAGGGAUUACGCUGUUGUGUCUAAAGUGUUUGUUUGACACUACUGGGUAAUCCCUAAAUCCUGGACUGUUAGGGGGUAGUUGAGGACUGGGUUGGAAACCACUGCUCUAGAUUGGAAGCUCAUCAUCCUAGCUUUCCUGUUAAACGUUUACUAGAAUGUUUUAUAUGUUGAAUAAAUUUACCCUCUUUAUAAUAUUGUAAUGCGCUGCAGCGUAAGUGAGCACUAUAUAAAUGGCAAUAAUAAUGUAAAAUUGGGCAUCACCUCAGCCCUUUUUCUCCCGUUAAUAUUCUCUAUGGCAUUUUUGCUCAGUUAUACAAACUUUUUUAACGGAGGACAUUGCAUAAAGAUAAAUUGUUAGCACCAUAACCACUGUAGAUUUGUGUAGUAAUUAUGGUCCAGUCCCUUUUGGGUUUUCUCAGUUUUCAAGUCAUCUGACAAAUUACUGCCCUUCUGGAAUACAUAAUCCAGACACAAAACAUUCACAUUAUUGCAGUGAUUAUAGUUUCCCUUAAAAUGUUUAAUAGAGAUGGGGUGGAAAAAAAAAACAUCUGACGUAAAUAGAAUGUGAAGUGCCAGGUUUAAUAAAUACUGAUGCUAAUCACCUCUUGGUAUGGAAGUUACGGUGUCUGGUUUAAAGAUUACGUCCAGUAUUAUAUUGUAGCAGAGUAUUCUCACAGACACUUAUAGGGAUAUACGUAAUACUCAGUAUUAUAACACAAUGUGAUUUGUACCAGGCUCCUGGAGGAAGAAGCGACCAAGCGAGCCAGGUUGGAGAAGUUACAUAGAGAGCAGGAGAUUACGUUAAAGACGACCGAGGCUGAGAAGAAGGAACUGGAGAGCAUGCGGCAGACGAAAGAGCGCGAGUUACAGGAAGCCAUGGAACAGCUGCAGCAGUUGGAGAGGGAUCGCGUCAAAGCCCGGGAGGACUACCAGGUGAGGGUUUACAUCCUGCGGCUGAACCUCGGGAAUUUUCCCUACAUGUGAUUAGUUAUACGGGCUAUGCUGGCUAUUCUACAAAGUAAUGCGAUGGUGCGUUCUGAUUGGUUGCUUGAAGGUGCUUUCAGCCAAUCAGUAUGAAGAGCUGGAACAUACGUAAAUUGGUCUGGUAAUUGUGUCUCUAAUAGCUGUCACGAUCCAGAGACCCACGUUUAUAGUCCAACAUCUGGAAAUUAAUGGCUUUACCUGGGACACGUGGGAAACCCAUCAUAUUAAGUACAUUUUAAGAAUAUUUGUAUAGUUCCUGCCCAGUGAAAAGAUCAAAGUUCUUUAACAUUUCGGUGUAUGAUUGGAAUUUACACACGCUUCCAAAAUACUAUUUAGAGCUUUAUUACUGUACGGAAAAGAAUGCUGUCUGGCUAAGUACAGGAAAAUAUUCUACGCAAAUACUUAAUUUGCAUAUGGUUGCCCAAAACAAGGUGAUGGCAGGCAGGGCUAAAAUGUUACAAAUCUUUCCUCGUGCAGGUCUUCUGUUAGAGCAUUUGUUUUAAAAUCACCACUGGCAAACUUUCCCUCGAGGGGAAAUCCCUGAAAUAUAUCCAAGCAACAAAAACGUCCCCAGGUUUCAAUGCUCAGUGUUUCUCUAAAAGGAAGCAAUUUAAAAAUGAACCUGUCACAUUAAUGUACACACCGUGCAGGGAAAUCCGCAACAGGAAUGUAUCAGGCACUCACCGCAUGGCGGAAGUCUAGUAAUGAGAGUAACGUCCGGAGUAGAUGGAUCCACACUCCUAUUCACAGCACAGAGUAUGCAGGGCAGCUUGUGUUCUGUGACGUGAAAGUAAUGCUGUCCAGCAGAGAGAAGCAACCUUUACUGACCUGCUUCCUAAACGCUGGGUUCUGUGUAGUAGUUACUGUAUUUACAUGGCAUAACUAGGGCAACUCUAUGCAAAUUAACUUACAUUUACUACAAAUCCUGUCUCUCUUGCUGCAAACUCUCACUGUUAUGACUUAAUUGGGAAUUGAGAGUGACUUUUUUACAUUUUAGGCCAAAAUCUAUAGGUUCACUUUGACCAUUUUCCCCUAAACAUUAAUAUCCCAUUUGAAUUCCUCACACUUAAGUGAAUAAGUUUGUGUCUCUCAAAUAAUCAUAGUAAAUAGAAAGUAGAUUUUCUUAACAAAUGGAGACACUGGUAAUAAGCUCUGACAUUUUAAACAAUUUCCCAGCAGCCGAGGGCAUCGUCUGUUCAUUGUUUGACAAAGUGAUGUAAAGUAAUGAGGUUUACUGCGAAGUAGAAUCAGAUCUCACAACCAAGAAUACACAGAUAGAAUUUGGGAAAAAAAAUAUUCCUGAUUGGUAAAAAUCAUUGAUGAAAACUGCUUGAAAACCAUAUUGUGAUUUGUUCAUGAAUUAAAUCUGUGAUUGUAUCUCUCCUUUCUUACAGAUCGUUAGACAGAAACUUGAUGAAGCGGCCUGCAAUACAAAAAGCUGGCAGAAGAAAGUGGCCAAACAAGAAGGUUUAAUCCGGUUAAUACAACCAGGUAAAUAAUAAAUCAAAGUGUUACGUCUGCUUAUUCUUCAUUAAUGCUGUAAGACAGGGAUAGGGAACCUUUUAUCUGCCAAGGGCCAUUUAGAUAUUGAAAACAUCAGACGGGGGCCAUACAAAAUUAUCAACGUAAAAAUUAGCCUGCUGUAUUUUGUCAAACAUUUAAUUAACUCACUCCUAAUGUGAUGGCUGGAACUGAUUCUCUUUGGUGUGAUGUUAGCUGGUAUUGAUGAUGUUGCUACUUGUAGUGUGUGUGAGAGAGGUGCAGUGUGUUUGUGUGAGGUGAUGUAGUGUGUUUGAACCCCUCACACAGUGUGUUUGUGUGAGAGGUGGUGUAGUGUGUGUGUGUGUGUCAGAGGUCUAUAUUGUGGUAGGAGUGAUGAGGGAGGAUGACUGGGAAAAUCUAUAUAUAUAUUUUUUUUUACUUAAAAAGUGGAAGAAAAACUAUGUACCCCCCUCCCUUUCCUCUGACCUGGAAUGAGGGGACAUAUCACUACUAUUCCUGAUGGUCCAGUGGUUUCGCGUGCACUUUAGCCUUUUAGCAGUGGCUGAGUGACAGGCAACAGAGGGUUGUAGUCAAUGGAAUAUAUUCGAAGCUUGGACUUGUCGCCAGUGGGGUACCUCGGGGAUCUGUACUUGGACCCAUUCUCUUUAAUAUUUUUAUUAGUGAUAUUGCAGAAGGUCUUUGUAACGGAUCGUUUUGCCCACCAGAGGUUAGGCGAUAUUCCCCUUUUUCAGAUGCACAGACAGCUACUGCAAACCCACGAAUUCACCAACUCCCGAACUGCAACCAAGGGAAUACUCGAAACUCCCGAACUGGAGACACACGAAUAGCUGUUAGCAGACGAACAGGAAAUGCACCCAAGCGGCUUACACUCCUGGCAAUCAGUCUCUAACAGCAUACAGUAAAUCCCCCCCAAAGACGAGACGACACUUAGUUUUGAGGGUCAAGCAGAAUCUGGUUUACUGGGGCUAACUGCCUGGCUUUUAUGCAGGUCUCCCACCUGGUGGACACUCCCCUAGGGGACCAGAUGGGAGACUGGGACACAAAGGGUACAAGAACCAAUCACAGACUUACACAUUUCAACAAUCCCACAAUGCAUCACAAUCCCUCCUCUCUGUCCUGGAGAUAAUUGGGAAGUAAUACAAUUAUCUCCAAGGACAGAGGCAAAACUCCAUUACACACAUAUUCAGUAAAAGACAAAGUUACAUACAGUCACAUUUAUUACAUAAAACAUAUACAUCCUACCUAUCCCCAGAUAGCUUAGAUCUGAGCGCACAUUACUACCGAAUGGUGCUCAGAUCACAUGCAUACAGUUCAAUGGCCAUGGAGCCAAAAGUCUUUCACAUAGUCUUUCGUUACACGAAUAGGCUCCAUGGCUUAGCUAUCUGGGGUGAUGCUGUUCAUCCGGUUAAACUACCGAAUGAACAGUCAUUCGGUUCCGCUACCGAAUGGGGAGGUAAGGAGGCUGGCGGCUAAGCGGUGUUCGCGCAAAUAAGUGUCCGUUUUCAGUUCCAUAAUUUGGGCGCUGAACACCAAUGGCCGUUCGGGAGGUAAAAUGGCAGCUGCCACGUGUUUGGCAGACGAACAAAGGCCACCCAGCUUUCGUCAAUUAAGCUGCGGUUAACCGCAGCUUCUGGGCGGUCAAUUGACGAUACACUCCAGUUCCCAGGUGGUCCAUUGUUCGGUAGAUUGAAUCUACCGAACACCCCGGCAAAAAAGGCACGAAUAAACCUUUCAGCAGGGAAAAUAACAGGUUUGAACUGCAGGGCCAUAGUCUAAAGGGAGCAGGCGAGCAACUAGGCUUCUCCAGUGCACAGUGGCAAGGUUGGUUCCGCCACAGUCUUGAUGGUAAUGUAUGUAUUUUUGCUGAUGAUACUAAGAUAUAUAAAAGGGUUGAUAUUCCAGGAGGGAUAAGCCAAAUGGCAUAUGAUUAAGGUAUACUAGAAAAAUGGUCAGAGUUGUGGCAACUGACAUUUGAUGUGGAUAAGUGCAAGAUAAUGCAUCUUGGACGUAAAAACCCAAGGGCAGAGUACAGAAUAUUUGAUAGAGUUCCAACCUCAACAUCUGAGGAAAUGCUAGCAGAAUGCUUGGUUGUAUAGGGAGAGGUAUUCGCAGUAGAAAGAGGGAAGUGCUCAUUCCAUUGUAAAGAACACUGGUGAGACCUCACUUGGAGUAUUGUACGCAGUACUGGAGACCAUAUCUCCAGAAGGAUAUUGAUACUUUAGAGAGAGUUCAGAGAAGGGCUAUUAAACUGGUUCAUGGAUUGCGGGAUAAAACUUACCACGAAAGGUUAAAGGAUCUUAACAUGUAUAGCUUGGAGGAAAGAUGAGACGGGGGAUAUGAUAGAAACAUUUAAAUACAUAAAAGGAAUCAACACAGUAAAGGAGGAGACUAUAUUUAUAAAAGAAGGAAAAACUACCCCAACAAGAGGUCAUAAUCUUAAAUUAGAGGGGCAAAGGUUUAAAAAUGAUAUCAGGAAGUAUUACUUUACUGAGAGGGUAGUGGAUGCAUGAAAAAGCCUUCCAGCUGAAGUGGUAGAAGUUAACACAAUAAAGGAGAUUAAGCAUGUGGGAUAGGCAUAAGGCUAUCCUAACUAUAAGAUAAGGCCAGGGACUAAUGAAAGUAUUUAGAAAAUUGGGCAGACUAGAUGGGCCGAAUGGUUCUUAUCUGCGGUCACAUUCUAUGCUCUGUGCUAUGCUAUGCCUAAAGCUCAUCCGGCUGCAGGUUGACUUCACUCUUUUCUUCGCGCAAGCACAGCGCUGUCGGAGCGUUGCCAUGGUAACGCGCGGCAACACUCCACCUUGCCUGCUCGCAGGAGGAUCACAGCCUCCCGGGGUCCUAGCUCCCUCUCGCUCCGUUUACAAACUCCCAGGAGGCCGGUGAGGGAGAUCUUUGAUCUCCCCACCAGCCCGAAAAAGGCAGACAGCCGGGCUGGACCAAAUUAUUUCUGGACAUUCCCCACCCCUGCUGUAAGGCAUUCGGAAAUAAUAUGGUUCUUCAUAUUCUGUAAUGGAGAUGUUAAAAAAAAAAAAAAAUUUAAAAAAUCAGAAACUGCACACAGUGUAUUAUAACUACUUACAUUAUAAGGAAGUCCCCUGUCUCCCCGCACAUAGUGUAUUGUAGAAACAUAGAAUGUGACAGCAGAUAAGAACCAUUCGGCCCAUCUAGUUCCUUUAAUAAGCCUGGGGCUGUGAGCAAAGUAGUCAAUUUCAGUUCCUAGAAACAUGGACAAUGAAGCUUAUAUUAAUUUCUGAGACUGAUAUUUGUACCAAUAUUAAUAACUAACAAAUCUGCCUUUUUAGGUUCCAAAAUUCAAGAGUUCAUCACACACUGGGGUCCAGCGUCUGUCACAGAUGCGGAGUUCAAGCAGCUUGAGAAACAGUGGCAGGAGCAGAAAAGCGCCAGUUCAAAAUAAACGCCGGAACGCACAGAGCGCAAGAAAAAAGAAGGUGUCUUAUACCAUGGAAACGCAGAGUUACUAUUAUAACUUGUUUGAUUAUUAGGCUGUGUCCAUCUUUUAAAAAAAAAAAGGGAGCAUACUGGUAAUAUUUAGAUGUUAGAGACAUAGAUCUUACAAUACGGACACUAACUGGGAUAUAAAUCCAAUCCCACACCGGACUCCUACAAGGGAAUACCUGCUUCCAUCCUGGACCUCCACACGAGUGGGGAAGAUGUGUUCUGCAUUCCAUAUUACCUGCCCUGAUGUGUAGAAUAGGUGAUGUUUGGGAAAUGUGGCUCCUGAUAAUAGGGCCAUAAUAUCUUGCAAUUCUAUUAAAGAAUCUGCUAUGACUUGUCUUAUAUAAAAAUGUAAAUUCCAUAUAGGAGUCCAUUGUUAUUUUUCUACCCUGUAGAGAAAAUCACAAUACUUUCUAAGUGUAGUUAUCAUCACAUUGACCACAGCAUCCCGCGGUUAUGGUGCCAGGAAUACUCUGGUGGCCUGCCAGGGUAAGUAGUCAAACUGUUUGAAAACUGACCUUUGGUCCGCUGGGCGCCUUCUUCUUUGAGCUAGCUGGCAGUGCAGGGAGAGUGCUCAGCGGACUAUCAGCCAAUCAGUGCUGGCCUCGUCAGUCCGAUUGUGUCGCUGUGCCUGACUAACCCUAAGGUAAGUUGUCAGGCUAUUCACAAUUUUGAGAGGGUGCCAGGGCACUCUUGGCAUUAUAACCACAACAAUGCGCUGUAGUGGUUAUGGUGCAUGGAGUGAUCCUUCAGCAGAACCAUCUGACUUUUAGAAAUGUGGGGUUUAAAAUCUUUUUGGAGUUGAAUUUACUAACACUAUUUUCGGUUGGUUCUCAGAAUAUUGGUUAAUAACUAACAAUACAAACAACUCCCACACAUUUAAAGAAACACGUAAUUUAUUUAUAACACACGAGUAGUACAUGGCCCCCUUUUCCUCUUAAGCAGUGGUUCCCAACAUUUUUUCAUUUGAGUUCCCGUUGGCAGCCCAUUUCCAUAAACCUUCCAUAAAUUUCCAUAAGACCGGCUCCUCCUCCUCUCCAAUGAAGACACACAACAGGGCUGCCUCUCUGAUAGCGCUGGCUCUGCAUGGUCCGGCAGGGGACUUCCUGUGAUCUCUCCUGUAGGCCUUGGCCCAUGGCCAUCGAGGCCCACCAGGCAUUUGCCCGAUGUCCGGGCCGGUUUUCCGUCCAUACGGCCGCCAUUAACUAAAUUUAUUUGCGUACCCACUGGGACACGGAAUUGUACCCCUGGAGGUACGCGUACCAUGGGUUGGGAACCCCUGCUCUAAAGGUAUAGUGUAGGCACUAUCACUAUAUCAUCUCAGUGAAGUGGUUAUAAUGCCUGGAGUACACUAUCACUGUACCUCCAAUCAGUGUUAAACCAUUUCCGAUCAGUUUAACACCAAAUGAGGGUCCCUGGCUUCCCAUAGCCUCUCCCCCACUGGGGAUGUGACUGAGGCAGAGAUUACACACCUCCUAGUCAUACCAAUUCAUACCAGCAAUCUGCGCUGUGAUAGGCUGGAAGCAGCCAGCUGCAACUCUCAACCAUUGUGACACAUAUCAAUAUGCACGUGGGGAAGGAAGACUUAUAAUGACUUUACUAUGCUGGAAAAUAUUCAGUUUUAUACACUAGCUGGGGACUACUAAUGUGAAGUGUGCAAAUGGUCCUGUAGAGAAACUGUCACAUACUUCAUAUAUCUUGGGAGAGGAAUAAAUGGAACAUUAUGAUACUGUCCCUAUACACAGUAACAGUUAUUAAUAUAAUGGGGUUGCUUGGGUUUAAUGACUUAAUGGGCUCUGUAAUGCUGGGAGAUUAUAAAUAAAAUAACAUUACAGGAUCCACUCACUUUCUUUAACACUGGAAUCUGGGAACAGAUCAAAAGUUGUAAAAUAUUUUAAGGCAAAAAAUUAAAAACAACUUCGCUUAAAAAUGCGUAAAUCCCUGGUCAAUUCCCCAUAAAUACCUUUUUAGAGAAUAAACCUGACAGUUUCAAAUAUAAAUCAAAUAAUUUGCAGUUCCAAGCAGUUCUGCCAAAUACACAAGCAUUAAAAGUAACAGUCAGAUAAUUAAAAAGCAGACCAUUCAAUAAAGACUAAUCAGUCUUACCCCAUACUGGACGUGAGGAAAUUGUGUCCACAAUGAAAGGUCGGCCACAAAACUGCAUCAAAACAAAAUGAUGAGAGAGAGACAGGAUUAACAAACAGCUCACACAUUGGACUUAACUCUUCUCAAGCACAGGCAGCUGACAAUUAAAGAGCAUGGCAGGAGUGGAGAAAACGGUCCGCACUUACCCGUAAGACUUUGGUUAAAGGAGGUAACCUCAAUGUUAGGUAACAAAGGGUUAAAGGGCGAUAAUCUGUAACUGCAGAGAUUUUUUUUUCCCCCUUUUGCCCCAGUAAGCUCUUCGAUAUCCAGAUUAGUGAAUUAUGUUUAAAUAGAGAGACAAAUAUCACAUAACGCCUCUACCAACGUGUAAAGUGUGUAUCAUGCAUGAGCACAUCCUGCAUUUAGACAUGUACAGACUAAAUUCUAUUUACUAUGUGAUAGCACAUCUUCCUACUACAGUCCCCAGACUAUAUGGGAUAAUAUAACAAUAUAGCACCAAUAUUACCGCAAAAAUCUAGAAUAUACUCCUGCAGAGAAUAUACUACGAGAACAUGCAUUUUGCAGGAAUGUUUUUUAAUAAGCACUGUGAGUAUAUACAUAAAAGCACUAACACUUUCAUUGAUUAGUUUUGAUACAAAUUUUUUUUUUUAAAUUGCUUUUAUAACAUAAAUGUUGCAUUAUAUAUAUUCACAAUGCUCUUACAACAGAUUAUUAAAAUACACUUUAGCAUUCGCACAAUUUAAUGUCUUCCCCGUUAGUGUAUCAAUAUUCUGAUAUUGGGGUAUUGUGAAGCAGUGGUGGGCUUUACACAAUAUGACCAUAAGGUGGAACUGAAUCCCCAUAUUUGUUUGCUGAGAUUGAUGAUUUUAAGUAGCCUUAUAACCUUUAAAAUGUAUUUUUAUAUGCGCGCUAUCCUCUAAUCUGUAUUAUGGUGAGAAUAUACUAUCUGGACACUAGGCGGCAGUGUUGUCCAGCCUGUAAUUCUACAAUACAAUUAACAAGCAGGAAACUUGAUUCUCUUUCCAAACGUCCUAGAACAUAAUUAAUUAACAUAUAAUUAACUUCAGCCUCGCUGAUCAUUUAGCGGUAUUUAGCUGAACGGAUCUCUCUUUUUAUUGUACUCUGCAUCUGUUCUCAGUGUCAGGUUUAUAGUCACCUAGGACCAUAGGCGGGCGCACGGGGUGUGCCUGGGCACACCCUAAUCCCCGCGGCACGCCUAUGUGUAUUGAGACCGGCAGGGGAGAUCUCAAGAUCUCCCCUGUCGGCUCAUGCAGAGCCGGCGCUAUCCCACAUGUAGGGAGUGAGACAGUAGAGGACCCGGGGAGCUAUUGCCGGCAGCUCCGCUGGGUUCCUCUCGCGAGAUGCCCUGCAGGCUAGAGUUCACUCACCACUGGACCACCAGGGAAGGCAGCAGCAACAAGGAAUCCCCCCUCCCUACAUAAGGUAAGAAGGGAGGGGGGAGAUAUUAAGUAAUGUACCCACACACAUAGGGCACCCACAGACAUACAGCACCCUCACAAACACACACAGCACCCUCACAAACACACACACA
Molecule: messenger RNA, 56211 nt
Organism: Pelobates cultripes (western spadefoot toad)
Lineage: Eukaryota; Metazoa; Chordata; Amphibia; Anura; Pelobatidae
Source: the annotation of a GenBank genome assembly